GAAUGCGCUUUUGUCGCUCGGAGGGGGUGGAGUUAGAAAGUGAACGAGUGCUGCCUACCAAACAGAGAGAGGAGGAGAAGGAGGAGAGGAAGAGAGAGGAGAGAGACGGGUGGGCAGGCUGCUCACCGUAAACGAUGGUCUUGGGAUAGAGUGUCUUGGAAGACCUCAUGAAACUGGCCGGUUGAAUUGUAGCGAUUAUUGAUCCCGGCGUGCUUUGCAUCCCACGGAUCUUUGGAAGGAAGGAAAGACCUGCAACAAACAGCAGCAGCAGCAGCGCGUUGAAUGAACACUUGAAAAAGAGGACUUGCUUUUUAUUCAUUAUUUUUCACAUUUUUUGUACAGUUUAUUUGCUCCCAUUGAGCAACUCUUUCCCAGUGGUGAGGGCCCUUUCAUGCCCGGAGGUAGACCGACCCCACUCUUGGACCCGAUACCGGCCCCCUGCACUCCUCUGGCGGGCUCAAGCGCAGCACUUCCCGGUGAGAAGAGAGGACUCCCAGAAAGACCCUUGUUGGAUUUGUGCGGGAGGGAACAAGGGGAGGGUGAGGGGUACGCAGCUUGUGGUUUAUGGGGGGGAAGUAGGGACCUCGGUAACUUAACCCCACAAUAGACUCAGAGUUUUACAACACUUAUUAACCACAAAGAGUCGUCUAGUCUUUGUAUCGUUUGUAUUGUUUGUAUGCAGGCUUGAAGCUUUUUGCCCUUCCCCUCUCUCUCGUCUGUCUGGUAGGCAUUUGCUGGGAUGUUUGAGUCGCGUUGUUUGGUGGGGUGAAGGGACCGAGAGAGUGGCCGGAAAAAAGAGAGAGACCCCGAGGGACGGAGGGCCGAGAAAGGAGCCGGGAGCAUGGCUCUGGUGGUGCUGUCUCUCUGGGCGCUAACGAGUCUCACCUGGGCGGACCUGAGCCAGGUGUCAGCCAACAGGCAUUCCGUGUACUGGAACAGCUCCAACAUACAGUAAGACCCCCACUCCUCCUGUGUUUCAGCGUGUGAAGAUGUGCCUUUUUCCUUUGAUCUCUCUAUCCUCCACCUGUUAAAGGGGCUGGAAAUGCCCCUAAUCCCCCAGCUUUGGUUCACUCGUAGUUUUUAUGUGAUUAAUGCAGUUUUAACCCAAACUUGGAGUAUAUUUCACUGUUUAGGAAUUAUAUAUAUCUGCUAAAACUAUUCAAAAAUGGCCUCUCAUGUUGCUCCGUAGGGUAAAGCUAUUUUGAGUCUGCCCUGUCAGACCCCUGCUGUGCAGUCAAGGUGGCUUCAAACCAUCUUUUCAACACCUCCACUUGCACAACAUGCAGGACAUAUUGAGUUUCAGCUCCCCGGUCAAACGUGAAUCCAUGUAAUUACUUCCCAUUGUUUCUUUUGCGUACCUUUGCACUAUAUAUUUUCAAGAAUUAGAAAGAAACAGGAUAGAGAAUCACAUGUGAUUCCUCACUGUCCUCCCUCCUCUCUCUCUCUGUCAUGUAACUCGUCCCUCUCAGUCUUUCUCUGUCUUCUCCUCUAUCUGGUUCAAUUAGGAGCACUUCUUCAUCCUGACCCCAUUGUGUUGGAGCAGUGUCACUAUUCAAUCUCUCCUUUGCGCUCCCUCUCCAGCUUGCUCUCUCCUUCUAUCCCUCUCUAACCCCCUUUCUUGUUUACACUCAGUCCGUUGGCCUUUUUGUUAUCCUCCUAAUCCCUCGCUUCUCACCCCAUCUUGAUUCAAGUGAAAGCUUUUUUUUUUCUCUUCUCUUUUAAUACUGUCCUCCUAAGUCCAUAGCUCUGCUGCUGGAUUCUUAGGAGUGAAGCAUCACUCUGCAGCAGCACUCUGUAGGUUUAUCUGUCUCCUUACAACCCCAGUGAAAUCCUCUAAAUUUAUGUUUUAUUAGCCGGGUUUCAUCAUGGCUUGAAAUACGCAUUAACUCACUUUCUUCUCAGUCCAAAAUAUGAAUAAAAAGCAGUGCUAAUUUGCCACUGAAUAACACAUUUGGAAUGAAAUAUUUCCUAAUUUUAAACAUUUUAUUCUAGUAUGCAAUCAGUAAGUUGUGCCACCCAAUCAAACGCAAUUGAAUGAAAAAUUCAACGAUCAAACUAAAUUGAAAAUGAUGAAGUACCCUUGAGCGCAUGUCACACUCCUUCCUAUUUUCUCUCCAUGUUGCAGGGAAUCCUGUCUGCUUUAUUUCGGGUACUAGAGGCUUCUCAAAAGACUUGUGCUUCUGGUAUUUACCUCUUUGGGAGGAUUUAGUGGUCCCCUAAGAAGUGUAGUCUGAUAUAAAGCGGCACCGAUUUUACGACUGCUUUUAUUAAAGACGUAAACUACAGGAAAAGUCAGAAAAAUACAGUUAUUUUUGCAGGAGGAUUGAUGAUUCAUUUUCCGGCAGUGAUUUUAGUUUACGGCUUGAAAUAAAACUACGAAAGGCGAGCGAAUAUAUUCCUCUCAAAAGAAUAAGUAAACAUGAUGUUAAAUAAUAGCAGCCGAAAACAUAAGGUUAUUGGAUGUUGUACAAGACUGUAAACAAUAUUAGUUUUCUGGAAUAUGAGGAAAUCAUUUCCACACACUGCUGAAAAACUAAUACUGCAUGCACAGUUACAGCUAAUGCAUUUUAGCUGUAAUUUCUCUACAACUCUCACUUUGGAGAGUGCUCAUUUUCAAUUUCUUUGCUUUUUUGCUUUGUAAUAAUUCAGUAAUGAAUGCUAAUGAAAUUCUACCUUGGGUUUUCAUAUCACAGACAGAAGUUGAUUUGGAUAAAUUGUGGAGAAACUGCUUGAAGGCAUAAAGGCGAAGAAAAGGGGUGAACUUGUGCCCCUUGGUACAAUGACUUUAACAUAACACGAGUAUUUUUAACCUUGGAAAAACGAAGCUUCACAGAGUGAUUUAUCAGCUCCUUUUAGAGAUAUUCGGACUGUUUAUUGUUCAGUUGGAAAAGGAGAAAGCUGCUGUUGGCUUUUGGACACAGCAGUGGGAGGACUACAGAAGACUUGAACAGGCUAACCUUUAACCCGCCUGGUCGAGACCUUAGUGCUGCACAGCCUUGCAGAGUCUCCUCCUCUCUUCACAUGUUCACUGCCAAUAAUUUCUUUUCCUGAUCCCAGUUGCACAAGACUCUUAGCCCCUGCAGUGGGUCUUAGUGUGUGUGUCUUUUAUAAAAGACUGUGGUUAAUUAAAGAACACUGCAUCUCAGUGGACCUGCUUCACUCCUGAUCUUCCCUUCUCUUCCUCCCUCCCUCUCUCUCUCUCCUUCUCUUUCUCACUGCACACUGACACAAUGACAAUGUAUGAGCUGUGAGAGGGAUAACUUUUUCAUUCAGCCUAGUCAUUGAAUUAAGAGACAAAAGGGACAUGGACAGUAGCUCACAAAAGACAGACACACUGCAGGAUAACCUGGCUAAUCUACUCUUUCAUACACCUUUUUUUAAUAGUUUUUCCCCCCCUACAGCAAACGAUCCCAUGUCCUCUAUUUAUUUUGAUCUCUGUACACAAUACCACAGCAUUCGACGUUACUAGAUUUGGGAGGCGUGCGAGUAGCCGUUGGCAGUGGGCGUCUCUGGAGUUUCUGUAACUGGCUGUGCAGUGUGGGGGUUUAGAAGGCCAAUAAUAAGCUGUAGUAUAGCUGUCAGUUUGAGUGGUAAACACAUUGUAAAGCCUCAGGACCCUGCAGUUUCUCAACCAGAGUCUGACCCCGAGCAACUCAUCAACAACAAGAGACAGGCUAAAACUGUUACCAUGGAUUAACUGCUUCCAACACACACACAAACAUACACACGCACGCACAAAUCACACACAAAUGCACAUGUGGCUACGCUAGCAUGCUCACAUACAUCUAUGAUUAUGUCAGUGCACACACUCACACACACACACACGCACACACAGACAUGUACACACACCUCCCUGCCUGUGUACUUUUUUGUAACUUCAAGAAGAUGGAUCAUUUCCAGCUUUUGCGUCCUGCACAAAGGCGGUUGCCAUUGCCUAUCAGUCACUUGUCACUGAUAUCCCUGGGCAUGAAUGUGUGUAACACUGUCUAUGUGUGUGUGUGUGUGUGUCUGAGAAUGAUUGUAAGUGUGUGUUUGCCCUGCUACAGAUGUCUCUGCCCAUCGAUGGGUGACCGAAACAAAAACGAAUCCAUCAGUCCGUUAAAUCACACAUUAUCUUCCACCACCUGGCAAUUAACCACCACUGUGAGUGUGUGUGUGUGUGCACAAGUGUGUCUGUGUGUAUGCAUGUAAUCUAAUAACACAGCAGUUAACCGGUUUGCAUAAUGGAUAUCUGCUGAUAUCUCUUAAUUUAUCAGCUGUAUAUUUUUCCAGGCGAUUUGGUUGUGCAUAAACAAACGAAUAAGCAUUUCUAGCCGGUAGACUGUGUGUUUGCAUAUAUUUGUGUGUGUGUGUCUGUGUGUGUGUGUGUAGCAAUGACAUUGUCACCUCAAUGCAUGCCACUGGAAUGAAGCCAGCUAUCGCAAGCAGAAUUCGCUCCUCAUAUAAAUGCACAUGCGUACGUGUGGUAAUCGAUGCUGAGGUGGAACUUGUUUCAUAUUCAUCUGGCUCGUCAGAGUGUGCAGAGACACGUCAUGCAGGGUGGCAGAGAAAUAAUGCAAGACUGUGAGUAUGGAGAAAGAGGGAGAGAGAGAGAGACAGUGAGAGAGAUACUACAGGACGUGUUAGAGGAGAGAGGAAGUCGGGAAUACAGAUGUGCUGAAUUAUAACAGAGCGCAGGGACAGCACAGGGAGGAGGAGGGUCAUCAUAAUAAUGAUGAUAAUGCUCGGCCAAUGCCCUGAUCCACGCUCUGAGCUCUCACUUUAGACACCACAGCGCAGACUGAGUUUGUGUGUUUGUGUGUGCGCACCAAGUAGAGAGUAAGAAGUGAGAGGGGGGAAAAAUAGGCACAGACGAGAGGAUUAAACAGGCCAAUCAACCACCCCCUCGACAGCAACACAAACCUAUCUGUCUCCCAGCCCCACUUAGGACAACAACAUUUACAUUUAUGAAUAUGUACACAAUGGAGAGUAUUACUCACUCACUAUCACAGGACACACGGCCCGCCUGUGUGUUUGCACUCGUAUGUAUGUGAGAGUGUGCGAAUGUGUAUACAACUCAUCUAUCAUAGGCGUUUGUGCUGCCGCUUUGGACGCCAGAUAACCAGUACACGCAAACGCUCAGACACGGGCUCAGUGAUCAUCAUAACCGUCAUAGAGACACGGAUUGUUCAUUAGUGGUGAAUAAUUCAGCCACAUCGCGAACAGGUGAAUGAGCGCUGGUGUGUGUUGCGAUGUGUGCGUGUUAAAGAGUGUGUGUGUGUGUGUGGUGCGUAGACGUUUGCACAGAGACGUCAUUAAUUAAAAGCAAUAGGGAACACCUUUGUGAUGGAUGACUUCUGUUUGCAUAAUAAGAUCCAGUGGUCCCCCCCCUCCUGCUCUCUUUAUGUGGGUGCGUUUUUCUGAUUGGACAGCUAUUGUCUGCUAGCUGAAGUGAGCAAUAAGGGACGAGUACAAGAAGAGAGCAAAAGAAAUGAAUCAUUUUCUCGUCCUCCAUCAUUUCCUUUCUCUUUGAGGAUGAGCUAGAUUUCAGGAGAGCGCUUCCACCACCUCUCUUUUUGCCUCUCAUCCUCCAAUUGCCUGAUGGGAAAGCACUCUUGGGUGGAGAUAUUUUGGGAGCUCUGUAGUUUAAUGUGAAUGUUGUGAGACUCUGUCAAAUUAGCUUGGACUGAAUCUUUCCGGUGCUAGAAAAACGCGCCGGCUUUCUUUGAGCUCUAGUUUUCCUUCACCUCAGCUCACCUCUCCCAGGAUUUCUUUUCGUUCCCCUUUCACCGCUUUACUUUGAGGUUUCGACUAAAGCCAACUCAACGCCUUGUGGUCCUUUAAAUUGACGCAUAGUCACACUUAACACUCAUAUUGAUCUCGAGUUAAAGACGGGCCCGAGCCCACCGUGUUAUCCCACAUCUCCUUAUUCUCUCUUUUAUUUCCUCAGAGCUGUCUCGCUGGCGUGAUCAACUAAUCGGAGGCAUUGCUGUGAAAAUGGAGCGUUGAUGUUAAGCAUUGAGGCUCGCUUAUUCUUGAAUCAAGUGCUAAAUGGUUUUUGUAAUGGUUGAAACACAAAAGAAAGCAGAUGGAAAGGUAUUUCAGGGAUGUACACGACCACGUCCAAGCUGAAACAAAGUCAGCCAAAGUUGAGCAAACUCUGAUCUAACCUGAUGCUAAUAAAGGCAUUCGGGGUGUAAAUGGCUGGGAAGGAUUGGCAUCGAUUUAGGUAACUGUGGAGUCUAAGCGGUGGUUAGUAGAGAUGCUCUGCUGCAUAUAUUUACUGAGCCAUUACAGAAGACACGCUGGAAAUGACUCUGAACGGUUGUGAGGAACAAAUACUACUUUUACCUCAGAGCGCAUAGAGGCAAAGUAGGACUUGUUUUUCAAUGGUUAAGUAUUAUAAUUAUUUUUAGACAGUUUGAUCGGAUUUUCGAUAGCAAUUUUUUAGAGUUAUAUUGUGAAAAGGCCAUACUCUAACAUACCGUACGACUUCAGAUGAUAUGACAAGAUAGGAUAUGUCCUAAAAUGGUUAAAUAGGGCAUGAAACAAUAAGCUAAAGUAAAAUAUAGAAUAUUUCCAUGAUAAGACCCGAUAUGACAGAAUUGCCAUGAUACAAAACAAUAUGAUCUGAUACCAUAUGACACAGUACGAUGCAAAAGGGUAUGCUAUGACACAACAUGCCACAGUAUGUUCUGAUAUGAUGCCAUCUGAUAUGCUUUCGUAGCCUUUGGGAAAUGUGUCCCAGACUCAAGAGCUCUGUUCAUUCAGCUGUCUCCCCACUAGUCCUAUGAAAGCCGUCCAAAAGGCUCUUAGUAACCCGAACAGCAUCCAGAAACAUCGUGCACAAGCAGGGUCACAAAAAAAAGUGCAAAGUUAACCUAACGUGAGACCCUUGUGUAAAUACAACAAGUUUGCAAAGGAAGAAUAUAACAACAAACAUAUUGCAUCACUGCUGGUGUUUGAGAAAAUGUUCUUGAGAGUCAACCUCAGGGGAGGUUUAGGUGUCGUGUUGUGGGCAGAAGUAGAUUCCUAAGCUAGGAACUGCUGCACUCAGUCAAGACGACAUGUCUUUUUACUUUCUCCAUAUUUUCCAGUAUUUUUGGAGGCUAAAUAUCUACAGAAGUGUGAAAAGAUUUGGUUUUAAUAUUCUAAAACUAUGGGCUUCAUAAUUAACUUUAAUAAAUGAGAAGCAUUGACUAAUAUGACAACCUGUACUUCUUUUUUUGUGUGUCUGAUGAACCCAACACAGUAAUUUUAACAGCGUACAUUCAACACUCUAUGUGAGGCUCUUUUAAUUGUGACAGACAGUUAAAAUAAUAACGUAGGUGAUGUUUUGACACCGCUGUCAGCCUGUUUUAAUGUUCGGCGCACGUCUGUGUCAUUUGGCUUAAACUUCAAGGAUAAUGCAUGCAGAGCCAAUGUGUGUUGAUAAUGUGAUAUGGAUUUAUUUGGAAUCUGUCCUUAUCAAUGCUGGGAACAGUAAUUUAUAUUACUCCUGACAGUGACGAGUCUCUGAAAACCACAAGUUUACACGGCAUGUUUCAUUUUCAUCAUGUCUAAUGGAAGGAAAAUGGCGGGUUUUAGCAUUCACAGCAGUUUUAACCUGUUACUGAUAUAUUCCUUUUGAAUGGCGUGUUUAAAUGCAGCAUCACGUCCUGUGCAAAGAUCAGGCACAGGAAGCCUACUAUCUGAACUCAGUAACUUUCUUUGUAUAUAUUUUGUAUAUAUUUUGUUGUCAGAAAUCAAAUGUUUGUAAUACUAUUUAUUAUAGCUCCACAUCUGCACGAAGUGAGCGCGCAUGUUUAUCCUAUCGUUUACCACCUGCUGGGAAUCACAGCAGCUUAGAGCAGCUGCAGCUCAGCCAAAUCCUGAGGCAGACAGACGGGAUGACUUUCUCAGUUCAAAGAGAUGAUCAAGUGAUUUAAUCACGAUGGCUAAAAGAAUGAUCAAAUGUGUGUGGGCAUUACACUGAGACUUUUGGGCCAGCUAGGUUUCCUUAUUUAGAGAUGCAAGGUUCGGUUGUUGUGUGGAGUUCCCUCCAGCAUGUGUGUGGGUGAUUCUCUUCACAGCAGCUUCUAACCACAUUCACUCUGCUAGAUUGGACAUUCUUGUUUUAGUACCUGUUUAAAAAAAAAAACUAUAAUUGGAUCCUCUAUCUCUUACCUUCAUAUCUCCUAAUCUUCGAUCUACAUUUCCACCACAGACAUCCUUAAACAAAGCCAAGAGUGGUUAGCUAGUGAUAACUGCAUCAACUAUGUCGCUUACUGUCUCACACAACACAUAAACAAAGGAGCACAUGUGUGUGUGUUGUCGAUUGUGCACAGAGAAGAGUAUCUGUCUGACAUGUAAGCCCUACACCUGCUUCCUGUCCAGGUGUACAUGAGUGUAAAAAAACAUGCUGAGCUCUCGAGGUGGUGCCACUUCAUUUUUGUCACUACCCUCUCAUUGGUAACAGCAGUGUGUAUAUGUGUGUGUGUGUGUUUUAAUCACUGUGACUCAACAACAACAACAAAAUCAUUAAAGAUGCUUCUAAGGUCCUGUCUUCAGUACAGUAUUUCAUUUUCCGCAGCCUCUCUAUUACUCUACCCUCCCAUCUCAGCCUUUAUGUUGUUCUUCCCUUCCUUCCUUUACUCUUCAGUGUCACUCCUGACUUUUGACAUGAUUUAUGGGCUGUCAAAUGUUUUUGAAGGGGUACAUUUUAGCUGACAAACAGGCUACUCGUCUGUUGUUUUCUCUUUCACUCAAACUGUAAAUGAGCUAUAAAGAGGUCUGAGUGCUGAGCAACAUGCCGUUGGCUCCUCCUAUUGUGGAAAAAAGGACUCAGUUGACAUAUUGCGCUGGUGAAGUAUAGUGUAGUGAGGCAAGCAAUCUGGUAGGUGGAGCCGAGGAUCUGAUGUUGUGCCUGUUCUGUGGGCUGAAACACAUUUCAUUUAGUGAUCAAAGAUCGAUAACAGGUUUUUGUGUUGGCUUCAGGCGGCUACUGAAGUGUGUGUCAAGUCCUUGACCCUUGUGUUAGAGUUUGUUUCAUAUCUUCACACUCGUUUCUUCUCUACUAUGCUAAUCUGGACCCGCACAACCACACAACAGCACAUCCCCAUCAGCUAACCCCAACUCAUACUUGGAGAAUAUUUCAGCGUAGAGCCAAAUGAAAAAGGAGAACCAACUCAUUUAUAGGAGGCAGCAUGUAAACUGUGCGCCAAAGAGAUCCAUGUGAAAUGAGGCAGCACAUCAAAUUUAAGGGGAAGUUAACAUUAAGCUACCAAGCUGCUGCCCCUCCAGCACAGAGCUGAGCAGCUCAUACCUCAGCCAACUGCCCAGAGUUUGUAAAGUCUUUGCCCGAGUCCCAAAUACAACACUGAAGUGAUGGACAUGAACAGCUUACAGGUGCUGUUACACAGUAUCAGGUUGAGGAGAUGGUGGACAAACUGACAUUCAGUCUGCGCUUCAGAAAUAUGACCAAACAAAUGAAUUAAAAGUCAAAGUCGAGGGUAAAACCUGUUGGAAAUCCAACAGUCUAGGGUCCUCAUGAUCCAAGUCCAGCAAAAGAUUGAAGUUUAACACAUUAUGUCCGUGAUUACUUCAAAUCUACAAAGUCCAGAUAAACGUGCUCAAGUUGUCUGUGAUCCGUGAGAGCAGAGUUUGUAUCCUUUCUCGUUCUCAUAAGCAACCUCAGCAUAAAUGCUGUGAGUGAUGGUUAAUCCGGCUGUUUUUAAUGAUUCAGGUCCAGAACCGACUCUUCUGUUCUGUAUUUAAGAGCAGAGUCCUCCGCGACCAGCACAUUCUUAGCUCACUGUCUGCAGUCACGGUGAAACAUUCUUACAGUGAGGUCAAGUUAUCCAACGUAGAAAUUAUGACCUUGAGGAAAACUGAAACAGAUGUAAAAGGUUAAGUGAUUAUUUUUAAACAAACUCCCACAUUUACAUGUAAAGAGAAUCAACACCAAUAUUAACUAUUAAUAGAUAUCAGACCUGUGCAAUAAUACUGCAUACUGUUGUAUUGAGCCGCAGUGAAUCACUGCAGAGGAAAUUCUCUCACCAACGGAGCUUCCCCUCCUUUUAAUAUCGAACAACUAAGAGUUAACUUCUCAAAUCAACCAACACAAGAGUUUGAACCUUUUUUCAUGAUGGCAGCAUGUUUGAGAAAAUAAUAUUUGAUUGUCUAUUUUAUGCCAUGUUCCGAUUUUAAGUGUAGAUCAUAUGUGAGGGGGCUCCAAAUAUUUGGGUUUCACUUUAGGAAGUGUUUGUGCUCUUUCUUUUCAUACACGCUAUGUUGAACACUAACCGAUGCACAUCCCAUACUUUCCGAGGACCGAAGCAUUGAUUUUGUUGUUGGCAAAAGGACAGAGAUCUACUUUAUAUUGGAGUUAAUUUACUUUUGAUUUAACUAAGACGCAGGGGAGUUCUUAUAGACUCGAGCACAUCAAUACCGGCUUCUUCAGCGGUGAUUUCAGGCUGUUUGGUGCUCUGUGAUCACUGUUCUGCAUGAGCUCGAAGUUAUUUCAGGACAGAGUCUCUAUGAGGAGGAGGGAACAGAGCGGUAGAGCUCACAAAUUAACUUAAAUAGCGACAGUAAAGUGACACUAAAAAGAUCUUUUCAGGGGAGUUUGGAUCUUAACGAUAAAUUCCAAGAGUUCCUGCUGCAGUAACAAGAGCAGCUGUGUCAGAGCUGUGCUGUGUUUGUGCUGAUUUAAGUUAAAGUGCUGCCGUCUGGGGCGGAUGAAUUGCUUUUUUUUUCCCCCUGACAGCCAAAUUACGGAAUGACCGUCUUCUCUUGUUAUCUGUAGAUUUUAGGGUGAAAAUGUUGGGCGAAAUAUGAAUUUAUCUCUCCCACCCAUGUGUUAAAUUUGAACAAAUUGUCCACAGAGAACACAUCCUGCGGCGAUGGGCCGGAGGCGGUGCACAAAAACACCCAAACAUACACACACACACACACAAACUAGAUGUUGUUGAUAUUAACAUUAUUCUCUGAGCUGAUGCUUCCUAAGCUCCUGCAGUGUAAUCAGGUGCUAAUAACAAGGCUGUGAUGUUUACAAGCUGUUUCAAAGCGCUUUAUGCCCGUGCGUGUGUGUGUGUGUAUUUGCCUGUGUGUGUGUGUGUGAUGUCUACUCUUCUCCUUGCUACAGCUCUUGGGGCUUUGGUAAGGGGGGCUCUAAUAAUGCAGACUGUCAGCUCUCUCACACACUCACACACACACACCAGAUGCUCAUUUGGUGUGUUUGUGAUGUGGCUAAUGGUAGCAGCGUAGUGGCAAUCUGAGGCCAUAUGCUGAGCUUGAUCACAACAGAGCUAAGCGGCCGAGCAUUAAUAAACUCUACCGACAUGACAAUUAGAAAUCCUCGGCAUUAACACGAAACAGUCACACGUGAAAACGCAGUUUUUCUACCCAGCUCACACCAGGAAUCAACUGUCCGAGCGGAGAGUAUUGUGAGCGCUCGCCCGGCGGAAGUGACGCUAAUUGUUGAACAUUGGUUAUGAAUAUUGCUCUUCAUUCAGUUCUUAAAGAAAUAAACAACUGAGUAUUUCGAUUGUGAGUGAAUGGCCCAUGUAUUAUCUGUCCAUUCAAUUAUUCCAGCCAAUAUUUUGUUUAUUUGUUUUUCUGUAUAACCAAAAAAUAAAAAAAUAGUGUUUGUUUUCGUAUUUUCAGCUUCAAACAGAAUAUAAAAUAGAGAAGGAAACAAAAACAAAAUAAUAAAUCUUAUUUACAAUUAUUGAUUUUGAGAGUGUCUGUUUUGAGCAUACGUGCAUGGAGGCUACACUGGCCUUCCCAUGAUCCUCAGCGACAGUUACCAUGGCGAAAGAUGCAACAGAACGGUUUGAGCGCCAAAAUCUUACGUUGUAGCAGAGCUCUGGUUGUAAUGUUUUCUACAGUCAUAUCUUCCUCCUUCAGCGUGACCCUCCUGGCGGCUUUGAAUUAUAUGUAGGAUGGUCCAUCUCCAUGACAACAGGUUAGCCUUUCUCUACCCCUCUGGCCUGGAGUUUUUGGUCCACGUCGUUGGCUACUUUGUUGCGCAGUGCGCAUGUGCGAACAGUUGAAAGGCACCGUGGGAAAUGGGGACAUCAAUGACCCGAAAAUGAAAAGUAGAUUUAUUAUUUUGUUUUUGUUUCCUUCUCUAUUUUAUAUUCUGUUUUGAACUGAAAAUACAAAAACAAACACUCAUCUUUUAUUUUUUGGUUAUAUAGAAAAACAAAUGAACAAAAUAUUGACUCGUUUUUUCAUUUUUCGUUUACUAGAUUGAAUGGAAUAAUUGAGUGGGCAGAUCAUACACAGACUGUGAAUUAUAUACUUGCAUGUUAUUAGAAAAUACUGAUAGUGCAGUGACAUUUUUCUUCUCCUCAGUCAGAAAAGUUUUAUAAAAGAUAAGAUAAGCUAAGAGAAGAACUUUAUCUCCGAGGGGAAAUUCGAAAAAAGUCAUUACCUUCUUAAAAGCUGUAAAAGGGUUUUAAUUACCGCUUUCAGAACAUUUAAUGAAUGAGGCCCAAUAUCAAACACGGUUCCUGUUAUUACGACAUGUGUCCCUGAUUACAAUAUUUUUAAUAAACGACCAGUCAUUCUGAGGUGAGCUAGCUUGCACUUUAUUUGACUGCAACAAAACAGUAUGAACACAUAAAACUUCCCAUCAGGUAGACUGCUCACAAACUGAAUGAGAAGGCAUCAAUCACGCAAAUUAAAAUAUCAUUCUUAUUACAACAACUCCAGACUUUUCUAACGUGUGUGUUGUGAAUGCUCGUAUUAGAAUAACAAUGACAUUAUUGGAUUUAUUCUACAGCCGCAGCGCUCAGGAGUUUUACUCCGCAGCUAGCAUCACUCUAACAGAUUUUCAUAAGAAGCAAUCAGGGAGAUAUGAGAAACUCCUGAUUAUGAAGGUUUGAUGAAGCCGAAAAAAGGAAAGGUAGGUUUCCUUCUCCACCAAACUGCAGAGGACCCAGAAUUAUGUUCGUUCCAUCCCCAGAGCGAGCGUGCAGCAGAGAGAGGGAGAGAGUCUUUAAUUGAGGUUUUAUCCAUUUAAGCUGUCACUAAGAGGCCAACUCUGAAACCUUUUAACCACUCUCCUCACAGUAAUGACACAAAUCAGAGAGGAAAUGUGUUUGUGUUGGUGGAAACGCGUGUGUGCGAGGGUGCACGUGUACCCGCGCGUGUUAGUGCUCGUGAAGCAGGAGGGUAAUUAUGCGGAAAUUGGGAAAUGGCUAAGUGAAUUAUGACCUUGUUUCAGCAGAAGGCUUUAAUCAGCCCCAGCCAGGCCACGUAGGGAGGCAGAAAAUGUUCGCUUCACAAGCACUCUGCUCCUGAUGGCCGCUGCAACCAGUCAGUAAAACUGUCAGCCAGUCUGAUGUGUCAGUGCAAACCAGUCAGACCACCAAUAAUUCAUACAUUACUGCUUUUCCACUGUGUGUUGUAUCUGCAUGGAGGGUGUGGAGCGACGAGUGUGUGGGAGGGUAAAAAUUCAAAAUCAUAAACAACGCUGACUUUUACUGCAAUUUUGGGAAACAGAAAGAUUGAGGGCAGCAGCCAGUCAUUAUUUUUGUUAUCAAUUCAUUUCAGAUUAUUUUCCCAAUUAAUUGAUUAAUUGUUUGGUCACUUAUUUGCUUGAAAUGAGUGGAAAUUGCCAAUCACAACUCCCGGAGCACCAUGGCGACCUCAUCACACUGAUUUAAUUGCUUUUGUCCGACCCGACAGCUCUAAAACACAGAGUCGACAAUCAUAAUGAAAAGGAAAAAAAAAAAAAGUUGAAAAAUUCAGUUUUUAAAAAGCUGGAACCAGAGAAUAUUUGCUGAACAAAUGACUUCAACAAUGCCUCAGUGAAGGAAAAUUCAGCUGAUUAAUUUUUAAAAUUGCUUCAUGUCUGGAGAUCAUCAAGUUUGAGUUUUUCAUUAAGUCUGUAGUGAAGUGUAAAGCAAACAGUAACUUAUGCUAUAAUAUAUCGGUUAAUAUCAAGAUUUUGAUUUUAAUGUGCUCUGUGCAGCGACUGCCUUGCAUGUCUGAAUUUGUUCAACCACCUGAUAGAAGAUGAAGUUCAGGGGCUGUUUACUAGCUCGGGUCUGUUUGCUGCAGGAAGCUUCAUGUCUGAUGGCCAGAGUGCUCACAAAUCAUUGGGUUAAUUAUUAGCUAAGAGGAGUUACUUUUUGUCUCUAUGGUCCCUGCUGGGGGAUUUAUGCUCGUGCAUUUACAUAAGUGCACACAUUUACGUUAAUGGCAAGAGCAUAAAUUGUCUCGCAACCCCACUUAGCCUGGUCGAAAGGCCGGUGUUGAGAAAGCUACUUUAAAAGCAGAGUUCUGCAAGCUACCAAUUACUUCAAACCGGGGGGGAGUUAGACCUCAUCAAAGCGACCUAAGAGCCAAACUAGGUUGGUUUACUAAGCUAGCUAGAGAAAAAAUAGCCUCAGCUACUUUGUAUGAAAAUUGGCAAUUAACAUGUGAUACAAAGAUAAACGACUCUAUCUCACUUUGUAUUUACACGCCAGCAAAAAUGCCAAUUGAUAAAUCAUAGUGAGCGAAGUGACGUCUAAAAAUAGCGUGCAACUACCUCUUAGAUGAACAGCAAUAAUCAAUAGUUUCGACAGCUGCAUUGCUUGAGUACGUCAUCACAGCUGUUUAGAGGAAAGGAAAGACGGAUCAAAAGACGCUCAGCGACUCCAGAGAAGAAAAGAGGAAAUAAAACAGGGAUUCCUUAUCAGCCUAGAAUCCUCUGUAGUUUUGAAAGUGAACCAUACGUGGCAAAAAAAAGUUGAAACAUGUUUUUAUUAACAGAAAGCUUCUAAUAAAUUAAGUUCUAAUGAUGAAAAGCUUGUCAAGUUCAACUUAUUUACAGCACGACUGACAAAAAAAAAAGAGGCGCAAGAAUGAAUGAACAGAUGGGAACGUGAAUCAUCAGGUUCCUGUGUGACGUGUUAUUCUCGUCUCACCUCAGCCCUACUGUCUGUAAAAACAUAAACAGUUAAUGUGUGUGUUGCCUGACUGUGUGUGGAUGUAGAGCGUAAAUGUUCUUUUUUAGUACAUCUCCUGCUGUUCAGAUGUGUGUACUAUCAGCAGCACCAUGGUGUCUCAGAAUCCCUCUAUGGGUUCUGGUCUAGUUGUCUAUUUCUGUCAGUGUUGGAUCGAUGAUGUCUUGCAGACACUGCACUCCUCUCCUGGAUGUUUCAGCCUGUUCCCUCUCCUCUCUCUGUCUUUUUCCUUCUAUCUGUUGCUUUUCCCUCCCUUUCCUCCCGUCUCUUCAUCUCCUGUAUUGGCUUGUCUUGUCUUGAUCACUUCUUCUUCUACUUUUUAUUGUCUUCCCCUGCAUGACUGUACUACCAUCCGGUGUCUGUCUUUGGAUCAGACACUGAGCUCUGAGUUUGUGCGUGUGUGUUUGUGUACGUGGGGGCCCUGCUGCGGCUCAUUUCUUGGCCAGCUUGUGUGAUGUACCAAAUUUCCAAUUAAGAGACAGUUUUUGGUAUAUCAGAGAUUUGGCCAUCUUUGUACUUGUACAGUAAGGAGCCUGUGAGUGUGUGUGUAAGAGAGAGAGAGAGAGAGAGUGAAUACAAUUUGAAUCAAACAAUUCAUUCAUGGAUAAUGCCUUAUCCCCAGGUUCUUGCUUCUUGGAUGCGGAGACUUGAUGCUUGUCCCGCUCUAUGUAUGGCUGUUGAUUGUGUUCGAGUUUUUAACAAAAGAAGCUAUUUUAAUAGACUGCCUUGAGUUUUGCUGUAUUUAAGUUUUUUUUUAAACUAAAUAUGAUGUUUAAUCGAUUUUUUAAAUUAAGUGUAAUUUUUAUUUGAUUAAAUAUUGAUCUCUUAGAGCUCCAGUGUGAGUAGAAAAAAGACGUCAUUCUUGUUUCUUAGUAAACUGUAUGCAGUUUGAUUAAAAAAAAAAAACAAAAAAAAAAAAACUAGUUGAUUUCUUAAUAAGUCAAUUAUGACAUGUUAAAAACGAAUAUUUUUCUGGGCUUUUUGCUUUUGUAAGCUGAGAAAGCUCCAGAGAGAGAGGAAAUGCAAGGAGGAGAGAGAAGGGUAAUGACAGGUGCUAAAUCAUGUCUCACUUAGAGUCAAUCCUAUUAUCAGUGCAUGACUGUACAUGGGGCGCCCGCUUUACCACUGGAGCUUAACCAGAACUUAAUAUAAAAAAAUGUUAAAUCAAUUUAUAAUUAAAUCCUUUUCAUGGCUAAAAUGCUGAAACGGUCUUUUAAAUGCUAGUAUUAGCCAUCACUUUGUUUUUAAUUAGUCAGAAAAUAGGCCAAAUUUGAGUCAUUGCUGUGCUCUGGUGAGUAAUGAUGGCACAUACCAACUAUUGAGACAUUUACCAGCGAUGGAAAAAAACACUACCUUUAAAAAAAAAACAUCUCCAGGCAAUAUCAAUUUAAAAGUCAUAGAGAAUAAUUAUCUGCUAGAGCGGGUAUGUGAGGCUUAAAAUUCUGCACACAUGCACACCUCUGUCUCUCACUCGCUUCAUUUGAGUCGUCUGACUUUCAUUGCAGGAAAUCCUGGACUUGAAAAAUUUAUGAUGAAUUUUUUUUUUUGAAGAACAACGGUGUUCAAACUUUGCAACACAGUUUUUUUAGAGUAGUCAUUGUAAAUUCACUUUAUCAGUCAUUUAUAAAUGAAAGAAAUUGAAGUCUUAUCAACAGAACUAAAUCGAGGUGCUUCUUCACAGUUUUGCAAUAAUCCAAUAUUUCAAUAAAACAGCCCCAGUAAUUAAUGUGCCAGGAAGUGUGUAUCGACUCACAUAAUGCAUUAUCUAUUCAUUCGACAUUAUCUGUGUUUGUUGAGUGCAAGUGUGUAUGUGUGCACGCUCAUUAACGACCUCUGACAUGCAAUUUGGUGAUAGUUUCUCAUGUGCACACGCAUUAGCAUGUAGGACAGCUGCGUCUUUGUGUGUACUUGUGUGCACACUUUGCACCGAAUCAAUGGUUGUCAAUGGAGGCAGAUAGAGCAAGGAUGGCUGAGAGCUGGAGAAGCUGGCUGGCCCCAACUGCUAAACACCCACGCUGUCUGUAGGCUCCGCUCUCUGCUCCUACGCUCCGAGGAACAGGAAUGUGCUAGCUCUGCCGUAGUAAGAGCGCAUAUGAAUGAGUAUUUACUAUCCCAGGCAGCUCCUCUUGUCGUGUUUUUAAGUCCAGCUUUGGUGCAGGAGGAGGAUACUUACACUGUCUUUAUUCCUCUUAAGUUACAGGGGGAAGGAAUCUCAUAUAUGAAGGUGUAGGGGGGAGGAUAUGAGGUUUGUGGGGUUUGUUGUAAUGAAUGUACUGCAGUUUAAAAGAAUUCUGUGUCACUUCCCGGGAGAGAGAGAAAUAAAGGUGGGGAAGGGGUGGGGGGGUGGGGGUGGAGGGAGCUGUGGGAGGAGAUGUUGUGAAAUAGGAUGUGUUGUGUUGAUGGAGCAGGAGUUCUUCUUCUUCCCAGCCAGGCAAACUCUCCUCCCAUCCUAGCAAGGGCACAAAUGUGUGUGUUUGAGUGUGUUUUUUUUUUUUUUUGUGGUGCAGAAAGGAGAGCAAAGAGGGAGGCAUGUGAAUGCCCCACAGCCUACAAGCAUACCACCCACACACUUUACCCACAUGCAUUCGGCCCAUACAUAUGCAUACUCUUCACUCGCCACCUCCUCUACCUCUCUUCCCGUUUCUACCCCUAAUGUUCUCCCCUCUUCUGUACAUACACACCCACGCAAUCUUUCGCUAACACACACACACACAGAUGCAUGCAGGGAAAACUCGUUUCACAGGGACAAUCUCUGUCAUUACCUCCCCCAGAUUCCUCAAGGGAGAACAUUGUUAUUUUCUCCCAGCUAUGAUCAAAUAAAGUGGAAAAAAACGCGCACACACACACACACACACACCCGUGUACACUUCUGUGUUUGCAAACCUGCGAUUGGAUGGAACCGAAUGAUGACACUAGUCCACCCACACCCCAUGUGUGUUGUAAAUUGUCGCUCACACCACAGGCUGAGUAAUUUUUUCCCCCUGGAGGUGAAUGGUAAAUCCCAGCAUAUGUAUUGCAUCACGAGGUGCAAUUUUCUACAGUAUCAGCUCAGAUAAUCAAAGGCUGCUGAGAUAGGAGCAGAUAGGGAGAGGGAGGCCUGUUUAACUCUGUAUCAGCCGUAUCUGUUAGCCUUUGUUGCUGAUGGAGGGGGAGAGAGAGAGAAAAAGGCAGAGCCGGCGCACAACAAGGAGAGCAGACAGAGGGAAAAAAAAUCAUUGAUGGAGGGCGAAGGGGAAAGAGGGGAGGGCAGCGAAGAAUAGAGGAAGGAGGGCCUUGCAGAACAGUACUGCCAAAACCGAGGUCAAUUGUGAUGAAAAUGGCUGUUCACAUGACCACAAUAGCAGCUGAGUGACAGCACUAAAGCGGCAUGGACGGGCUUAUCCUGAUCACUCAGGGCCUUGACUGGGGAAAUCACAAUGCCCCUGAGAUCUGUCCUUUUUGGGCUUGGAGGAUCACAGAGCGCCCACGGUCCCAAGCUCUGGCCCUGAAACGGCCCUGACAUUAGCAUAUCAAUACCACCCCGGCUACUUCGCCAAGGAGCUGGGCGGCUAGCGAUAGUGCCCCCCAGUUAGCAUCGCCCUGUGCCUUCACAAGGCUAUUCAGCAGGGAGUCAAUGCUAACUCAAUGCUAAGUGUGAAUGGGAAGAAGUGUAAGCUCACUCCUGUAGCGUGAACCCAUGUCUGGCGGUUCAUUCAGGCUGGUGUGUCUGUGAAUAUACGAGUCUCUCAGUGUCUCUCUCUCUGUCUCUGCUCGACUCUGCGUCUGUCUUAUAAUUUGUUCUCUAAUAUAUGUUUCCUUUGGACUGCUUGUAUAUGUUUGAUGCCGAUCGAAGUGGAUGAACACAUCCAGAAUAUUAAAAGCCGCUGCUGAAUGCUCGCUCGUAACUUGAUCCCUGUGUCCAUUCUGAAUAAUAAUCCAGGCGAUUUUGGACAGUUUUAAUGCAAGCCAAGUUUCACUGCGACUAUUAAAUCAGUCUGUCUGGCACAUUUCAUUCGAUAUAGAAGAGAAAUCUCCAGAGUAAAAAUCCUUUUAAUUCAAUAAGGCGAAGGAAUAAAGAUGGAAAGCUGAACAUCUACAUGUCAAAUUUACUGAUAAAACUAUCUUACAGUAAGAGUCAAUCAACCGAGCAGAAUGAACAUCGGAACCUGGACUAUAAGCUGUCAAGGAAGUCCGUUUGGAGGUUAAUUCAGGUCCAUCAGUUGCUUUCCUUAGCUUAAAACUUGAUGGCCUGCACACACCACAGAUAACUUUUUGACCUAAUAUGAUUGAGAUGGCGUUAAAAUCUCGAAGCGGCAUCAUUAGCUUCAACAGCUAAGGUCUCAAGUAGAAAACGGCUAAAAGAUGAGAGCUUGGCAUCGUGCAAAAACAAAAGAGUAUACAGUGAGAGAACAGGUUAAAACUCCUCGGUGUUGAGAGGAUAAUACAUCACUUGACACUUGCAGUAGAUGGCCUUUUAUAUCAUUACAACGCAAUUAGAGAUAUCACUCAGUAAGAGAACAAGCCACAAUGCAGCGUUAACCUCAUUAUCACGCAGCGAGAAGGAAAUGGAUGAUCUGGAGGAGAAGGCCUGGUUUUUAAAAUGCUGCAGAGGGGACGGAGAGAGAGUGAGAGAGUGAGAGAGAGAGAGAAAGAGCAGAGGAAGAAAGGAGAAAAUCGAUGGCUAAAAGUAAAGAAUGAGAAAGUAAAAGGGCAAUGAAGAGAGGAAGAUGAGGAAGACAGGUGAGAUAUUGGCUGUAAGACUUCUUGCUUUGUCAUUGGAAAUCAGAGCUGGAGGGCAGGACACCGUUUGAUUUUGUUGCUCUUGUUUUAAUCUGUCAGUCACACACACUUACACACACACACACACACACUUGUGGAUAGCCUCCAGAGUGUCAGAGAGUAUCGGCAGUGAGCUGAGAGGUUAUCAUGCGUCGUCUGGUGCCAGACCGACUCUUGGUAGCAGGUUUGUCAUUUGUAAUUAGAGUGUAAUGGAGAGCUGGCUUGUUUUUUCUCACCUCCUCCUCCUCCUAUUCUCCGUCUGAAGGCUGUCUCUGGGUAUCGACAGACAAGUGACGGCGCACACACCCCACAAGCACACUCACAGAUACAUGCACUGACACAUGUUUGAUGGGCCAAGUUUGAUUCCAUUAAGUGGAGUUUGUCAGUUAGUCAGUGAGGUAUUGGGUCUGAAUGCUGAUGGCCAAACAGAGCUGAACGGGAUCUGAAGCAGACUGUUCAGACACUCACAACACAGAGGGUGACUGAGCAGUGGCAGGCCUAACUAUGAUUAUUGUAUGUCAGUCACACACACACACACACACAUGCACACUAUCUGGUGUUGUAUGGCUAUGUGGUCACGGUUCCAUGCAGCUCUGAGUUCUUGUCACGGUUAAAAAGGCUUCCUUCGGAAAGAGGAGGAGGAGGGGGGAGAGCGGAGUCUUAAGAUGGGGAGUACGAGGGGAGUAAGAGGAGCGGGAGAUAAUAGGAGAGGACUAACAGUGGGGGAGGAGGAGGGCUAGGAUGGACCAAAGAGGGAGUGAAAAGGGGAAGAUAGAGGCUGAAGGUGGGUUUUUCUCGAAGUAUGAAAGCCUGCGUGCCUCCAUUCCUGUGCCAUUGAUGUAUUCUAAUGCUAAGUGUGUAAGACUGGGCCUCGACUGGUCUCUGAGAGAGACGGCCCUUUGAUAGACACGACCAAGCUCUGGGACCCGAUCCCUCGCAUGCCAUUCAUAUGCAUAUUUUUCUCUGUGUGUGUGUAUGUGUGCGCGCAUGUACACACUUUUUUCUCUUGGCCAUUUUAGUAACAGUUUUUAGCCAUUUGUGCCACUGGUAGUUUGGUCUAAUUUCCAUAUCAAUGGGAGCAUGUUUUUGGCUGUUUUGAGCAUCGCACAUGCUAAUCCUAAAUUACCCCCUAGGACCGAGCUGGUUGAGGUUUUUAUGAUGUGGCAGCAAAUUAUUCUGAGUGUGUGUGUGUGUGUGUGUUUGAAUUUUCCAGGAGGGUGGCAUUUGGACACAGUUGCUGCAGGACCAACACAUGUAUCAGAAAUGUCAACUUUGAGCAUGUUUAUCAGUCGAGAUGUGUCAUGGCUGUUUUUGUCAUUUAGCGCCCCAAAAAAAGAUGAUUUGUGGUCUUCACUGUGGUCAGAGAGCAAACAACAGUUACACAGCACUAGUGGAGAAUGUGAAGAUGGUUGGUGCUACACUUUUCAAAGCUGUGUCAUGUUGAAAGUCAAUGUUUGUGCAGCAGGUCUGAGGGGCUGUGAGCUGAGCUGCUGCUAAUACAGCUCAGCUUAUUUAAGGCUCCCAUGAGAAACUUGAAGUCCUAUUCUGAUCGUUCUUUUUACUACUUCAAGUGUUAUCGGUGGUCUUUAAAUUUUGAUGAUGAAGUUUUAACCAAAAUCACAUUACCUGUGUCAUUUUCAAGGGCUUUUCUUAUGCAGAGCUCCAGUAGAUCAUUAACAGUUCGUUUCUGAGUAAUGGACGGAGGCAGCGCUGCUCUGCACACUUGUCUUCACGUUAGCUUGCAGCCUAACAUUGCCAGUGUAGUUUAAGUGGCAGGUAACAUAGGAGCUAUUCAGUUCUCAGACACUAAUGUCUUUAGGGACACGAUAAAAGCUAAUAUCAUAAUUAGCUUUCUUACGAGCAUUGCUAUCCACUAACGCACACGCUUGUUCCGCAGUGGUCCUCUGUGUUUGAACCUGCCAGAGAUUCACAGUGAUUUGGAUGAAGAGAUACUCAGAAAAGCAAUUUUGCAUUUAGUUUUUUUAUUAUGUGUCUUUAGCAUCAGAAAAAUGCCAUAUGAACAUAUAAAAAACAAGAAAAAUGAGAUUUUCAUCAGAGUGGGUCUUUAAGGUUCAUGUCCUCCAUGCUUAAGUAGUGUCUUCUGACAAAAAUCUCACACUGCUGACUUUUGCCCAUCAAACUAUUAUUUAUUAUGAAUAUUUAAUGUGAACGAUGUGAACUCAGAGCUGUUUCUCCAGUAGUUUGAUUGACGCCUAUCCUCCCGCAGAGGUUUCAGGCAUUAAAAAUUACAAUACAUGAAUCAUCUGUUUUGUUUCUUAUGUCCUUGUUUGCUUUUUAUAACAUUAAAAGGCAUUCAUAUGAAUCUCAGUUUAGUUUUCAGCCAGUAUUUUUCAGUUUUUUAUUUCAGUCAAAAAACUCCUCACUGGAGCUUUAAGGGUGUUUUAGGUAAGCACUCGUGGGUCAUAUGUUGUUCCUGAGGUUUUUAAAGUAGACCAGAGUGAACUAUUGAUGUCUCCAACUUGUCAACAUGUACUCACCUGGUUAGAUAAAAGCCAAAAAAUCAGCUUCAAGUUAAUGAAUACCAUCACUCGCACAGUCUUCAGUCAAAAACAUCCUCUGCACUUAAUUCUGGCCUUCUUGUGGAUGUUCCUUUGAAUUUUUGUUAUCAUUCCACCAAAUCAAAUAAAGGUCUGCAAAGGGGAUACAAAAAUGAUAGCGUCCAUAUCAGGUUUUUGUACGCAGCUGUUACUUUUUAAGAUUCUCUAGUCUCGGUAUCUUUGGGAUUAGUGCUUGACGUCAGUCAAUUCCAGACUUGAUUGGAAACAGAAAAGCAGAGGAAAAAAGUGUACCCAGUCUUUGCUGUAGAACUUUUUGUGUGUGGCCACAUCUGAUCAUGUCAUCAGCCAUCUGCAGUGGAGGCCAAAGUUCACAGCCCCAAAGAGGACGGCGUCUCACAGUCCCUGCACUAUACUGCUGCAUGUGAGUCCUACCAGCUUUAAAAGCAUGUGUGAGGAGAUGGAGCGUCGUUGUGUGCGUUGCUUUGUUUGCCAUGUGUUCCGGUCCCCAACCGAUUAAAGCAUGAAAUUCCACACACAUUGUAAAGCAAAAGGGUAUCUCACAUAUGGAGGGAGACACACAAAUGAGGGCACACACACACAAUAACGCACUUAAAGCGAGGAGUCAGAGAGGCCUGUUAAUGACUGUCGGGGGCAAGAAAGAGGAGCUGGGACUGUGGAGGUGUCAAGGCCUUUGUGACGGAUGCAGGUUGUAAAAUGCCUUGCUCACAGGUUUAUUGUUGGGGAAUAAAGUAACGAUCAGAUGCAACAAGAUUGAUGCCAUUCCACUUUCUUUCGCUCUCACACACACAAAUGCACACACCCACACACACGCAGACUUGCUCCUGAUCCCCCUCUGAGCCCUGAAGAGUCUCCCCCAUCAGUGACCCUCCCUCCACACCAGCACUGUGGAUCCUUUCCCCUCCCUCCCUCCUCCUACUUGGAUUUGCUCCUUAACUCUGACCUCCUCUUCAGCUUGUUCGUCUUACUUCACCUCCUCUCACCCGCACACUUCAUGGACUUCUGUGUGUUUAUUCCUGAAUGAGUGUGUGUGUGUGUGUUUUUUUUUUCCAGAGGGGGGGUUGGUGUCUCAUUUUUUAUACCUUCAUCACCUCUGUUUCUGCUCAGAAACAUGAUGGAUGUCUUAAAACAGAGCUAAGCCAGAAUAUUACUGAUGUUACUUUCACCCUUGACUCUGUGUGUGUUGUGUGUGUGUGUGUGUGUGUGUGUGUGUGUGCUCAGAGGCACAGGAGGUUAUUUGAUCUCAUUGUGUUGUUGGAGAGGAGGCUGCUCUCUUGCUUUAUGACCGGCGCUGUAGGGAGAUAUUCAGCUCCACCUGCCUCUCCUCGACGAUCCAUCAUGCCUCUCUCAGCAGACAAAUGCUCCUCCACUCAUCUUAUUACUUCCUCUCACACUCUCAGAAACAUUUAAGACUUUCUCUAGCUUGCACUUGAACACACCGUAAUGUAUGCACCUGUACUCAGACUCUAUUCCUGCCACAAUUUGUCUCAUAAACCAAGCAAAGCUGUCUACACGCUCGUCUUUAAAGCUGUAUAAAUGAGUGACGAAGCAUAUGCCUGCGUGUGUGUGUCAUAACUCUUACUGUGUUUCUGUAAACUGAAAGCGAACGCGGCACCUUCGUUAAGACGUUAAAUGUGUGGUUAACUGAAUAGGGACGAAGACUCAGUUAAUGACUGUUUCUGCACACUUCAUCAGAUUGCUCGGCCGCAAUAUUGCCUCAUAUCACUCGCCGGCACCAUUGGCGCUUAAUAGUGUGUGUACGUUUGAUAGUGUUUGCGCGCAUGUGUGCGUCAGAUCACAAUGUAUAUUGCUUUUGUAGAGCCAUUACAGUUUAAUAGGCGUGGUGGAAUGCACGGAGCGUUAAUGCUUCGGCAACAUGAAGUAAUGACACAAUAAAACAAUUAAAUAUGGUGGAGGGGAAUUGCUUUUUUUUUUUUUUUUCUCGAGCCACACCUAGAAGCAAUUUGGAGUGAGACGGGAUAAACAGAAAGUACAGAUCAGGCUUAUUAUGAGGAGAAAGGGAGCUCUCUUUCUCUCUCUCUCUUUCUCUCUCUCUCUCUCUCUCUUAAUUGGCUUCUAAAUCUCUGUCAGUACGGCUGUAAAUCUGCUGAUUCACAGACUGAAGAACCAGAGAAAAUCUUCUCCGGUUUAGAGCGAGUUGAUUUCUGAGUGAUUAUCCUUGUGUUUACGUGAGCCCUCCUGUAAAAGCAGGUAGUGUGUUGUUCCAGUGCAUAUCCCAUGUCCUCUCAGACUGAUUUAGAGGCUCUCCCUGUUAUCGACCGGUCUGUAGAUUAAUUGGCGAUUCUAUGAGGUGUUCGAAAAAUGUGAAAAAUGGCAAUCAUGAUUUCUGCGAGUCCAGGGCGAUGUCUCCAGAUUGAUGUUUUUAAUGAAAAGUCCAGCACACAAAGGGAUUCAAUUUAAACCGUGUGAAGAAGCAAACAGGAAUCCUCCUUUUGGAGAAGCUGAAGCAAAACUGUGGAGCCUUUUUGCUGGAAGUUUAAAAGUUGUAAUGAAAUUAUUUCUUGUGAAAUCAUUGCUGUAGUUCAUCAGUGUGGAAUUCUUCAGAGGGGGGGCCUUGGCUGCUCUGAGUCCCUCCAGCUGUAAACUAUUAGCUGGAAACUGAAAAUUGUGUCUCUAGUUAAACAUGAUGAUAUGUCCAGUCCAUUCUGGGAUUACAUAAACCCCCUCCCCCCGAAGACACAAAUGCAUGACGGUUAAAUGUUUUUUAUUUUAAUUUCAGUUGCUCCUAGUUUGCUCUUUUUAAGACCGUUUGGAUUAAUAUACUUGUUAACCUUUUUUUUAGGACUCAAGGAACUUUUUUGUCAUCCCCUUUUAUAGUUUGUGGUUCGAAAUUAGUACCCAGGUCUGUUUCCAAGACAAAAUACAAUAGAAUACAAGAGCAAUCAUUAAAAUGUAAGAGCAAUAAAAAAAGCAAACACAAGAACAAAAUGUAAACAAAUGAAGUAAAGGCUGAAAUUAGUCCUGUUGCACUCAAUUUUCAUGUUUUUAUUUUUUAAUUUUUACAAUAAAGUAAAUAAACUUUUGUCUACUCUGAAGCAGUGGCAGCUACCAGCCACUAGCCAGGACUGUAGCUCCCACUAUUGGUCAACGCCGUAAUGAUGUCAAAAGAGCACCAAUGGUAUCUCAAAGCGGGCAUGUCACGCUCUGCACGGCUGAAAAUUCCUCUGAGGUGUAAAAACGCAAGAGGACCACAUCUCAUCAGAUGGUUUAAUCUGCCCACCCUGGCUUUAUAAACAAGUUCAAACAUUCCCCUGCCAGCCCCACACUGAAAAGCAGAGCUGACGUAUUAGCAGGCAAUAGCAUGACAUUUACGCCAUGAUGAGAGGGCCGAGUGAUGCAGUUGUUUACAUCGAGAGGAUUUGACCGCUAUAAGCUAACUAACUACUGUCCGCUUCUAUAUUGUUCUUAUUUCUCUACUGUUGGGUUUGUAUCAUGGAAAUGUGCUUUCACAGUAUGAUGGUUUUAACCUGAAAACAGUUACCGUAACAGAGGACUCUUUACAUACUGCUCAUUUACCUCCAGAUGAAAACUUCCAGAUGUGAGCACAUCUGUCCGUGAAAGACUCCCAUUGUGGUUGGAAAGUACCGUUGCCAGAUACUUUUGAGUUAUCUCUUAAAUGUCAAGCGUCCAUGUGUAAAAUGAGCUGUAAGGAAAGAAGAGAAAAGUCUGAAAGUAAAGCUGUUUGUAGUGACUAUGCUGACCUGGAUUUUAGUCACCGUCUGAGUGAGGUGUUUUUGGUGCACUUCUAGUACAAUCCGAUGUCCAAUCCAAGGUUGUUGUCGAGUUAUAUUCUGCCAUUUAUUGAUUGAAUGAAAAACGAACAAAAAAAGAGACAGAUACGUCCAAUUUACGAUCAUGGUGAUGUUCGUGAUGAGGAUGAGAGUGGUUUCAGAGAUUAGCGGUAAAAACAGCGUGCUGUUCCCAUUCUCCAGAUCACUGCUUCACCUGUGUCCCUUUGUAGCAUUUACCUGCCCAUUCACCCAACCGAAGCCCGAAAAUAAUAUCCAUAAAAUGACUCACACACUGUUUAAUCAGAUAAAAGAUGAAAACAUUGUUGAUUUUACUGUGAGUGUUAUAUUUAUUCUGUACUAUGGUAUGGAAAAAAUAUGUUUUUUCAUAUAAAAGGACUUACUGUGUUUCAUGUCUAGUUGGUAAUGAGAAAAAGUUGCUCAGAUUUAAAAGUGAAAAGUAACUUUUAGUCACUUUGAUAAGUUGUGUGUGUGUGUGUGUGUGUGUGUGUGUGUGUGUGUGUGUGUGUGUGUGUGUGUGUGUGUGUGUGUGUGUGUGUGUGUGUGUGUGUGUGUGUGUGUGUGUGUGUGUGCAUGGAGCGAGUCUUUAAAAAGGUGAGGCACCAGCUAUGAAAAAGGUUAAAAAAAAAGGGUCCACUUCUCUCGCAUUCAGUAAUGACUUGCUUUUGUAUUUCUUGACAUUUAAAAAAAUGUUGCAGGGCACUAAUGAGAAGCAUCAUUUCCAAAGUUUGUCUGAAACACAUCAAACGGUCUGGAGUCAAUUUAAAGCAGAAUAAUGCCUCAAACAAGCAUCGAGAUUUGUUCCCAGAGUGUCGUUAAAAUCUGGUCAGCAGCUAACAAAGAAAGAGAUCAUUUCGGGUCAGGCAGGCAGCCAUGUUCAGUGUGGGCGACCACCAUAUGUGUGUAUCUGUGUUUAAAUGCUGGUUUGUUUAUGUGUUCGUAGGUGUAGGAGUCAGUGUGACUGUAAAUUCUCUGACUCAUCGAGGAAACUGAGAAACCACUGGGAAAUUCUGGGGCGAUUUGUUACUUUUCAUGUAGGUGUUUGUCUGCGAGUCUCCUCUUUCCUCUUCUCCAUCUUCCUCUUUUUCCUCCUCUCUCGCUCUCGCUCUUUCUUUGUUUUCCCUCUCACAUUUAUGUCUUUAUGUAAUUGUCUAUAGAGACCUGUUGAGAAUUAGAGAUCGAAAACCCAUUUACAGAGGUUACUUACGUAAAGUCAGCCUAUUUGUCUGCUGCGAAAUCGAAACCUUACCCUCUGCUGCUCUCCCUCUUUCUCUCACUCCAGCUUCUCCUUUCUCAGACUGUCUCUCCCUUAACCUUGCUCUCCUGGGGGUCAAAACUCAACAAUGGAGGAGCGAUAAGAGGAGAGAUACGGUGAUUGGGGGAGAAAUGAGGGAAUUUGUUAAAGAUAGAGGGAUGGACUGAGAGGUUGUUAGCGAGGGAUAAAGAAGAGGCACAGUUUUGGGGUGAUGCCACAUUUGAUGAAGGAGGGAGAGCAGGGCCUCUUCAAAAUAAAGGUGUGACCUUAGAAUUUCUUUUUUGGGCUGUUUUCAAAAAAGGAGGAUAAAUUACCUGUGUCCAAACUUACUCCCCCAAAGGUUGCGGCAUGCUCUGAAGCACCCAGUGUAUUGUACUGUAUUAUGUCAUAUCAUAUUGUGUUGUAUUGCACUGCUCUGUAUCAUUCUUUAUUAUGUUGUUCUGUAUUAAAGGGAUAUUCCUGCGUAAAAUUAAGUUAGGGUCAAACACACCGUAACACCGAGUUUGAAACCCCAGCGAGUAGGAAGAUGUUUCGUAGCUAGCACUAUGUACUGUUGGUGAAGUUAGAUGCUGUUCUGAGCAUUAUUUGUGGUAUUAUGGUUGAGCACGUGGCUCCUCAGACUGCUGUGUAUUGCUAUCGUGCUGUCAUUACUAAAGUUGGUAUAACUAGAGAAGCAAGCGGUCGGCAACAUUCAUCUCUUGACGGGGUGUCUAACUUGGUGUUAUGGUGUGUUUGACCCUAAAUUAAUUUUACACUGUAAUAUCCCUUUAAUUUUACUUAGGGCAGCCCUUCUUUUACUUUAUAGACCUGAUUAUGAUUUUGUUGCAACAUUUUUGCUUGUAAACACAGAGUGCAUGAGUCUAGCUGAAGCUAGCACUCAAAGCCAUGUUUACAUGUGCGAAAUUUCUUGAUCUGAUUAAAAAUUUGAGGGUUCUGAUAAUUUGAAUCUACUGUUUACAUGGACACAUAAUCAAAUAAUUUGAUCAUGACACGCAUAUACAUGCAACAAUUUUUAUUCAGAUUAGAAGCAUUUGGACAUGCUCAGAGUUGUCUAAUUUCAUUUAAAAAAUUGCAGAAGAAGAGUUGGAUUUAUGCUUGUGCUGUUAACAAACCAACAAAGGUGGUAGUGGCUCACUUCACCGAAUUCAGGAUUUUUCCCUCCACUCAGAACGAGCCUGAUCUGGGUUCUGAAAGCGGUCGUAAUGCUCCCAGCACAUACGAUCAUCAAGCGAGUCGGGCAGCACAUACUGAUCCGAUGUUACAUUAAGCGACCAACAAGUGUCUGUGUCAGACAUGGACCAAUUGCUCUUAGAUCCCACCAUGUUUAUGUCUUGUCACUAAUGGCGGAAAUGUGUCAUGUUGACAGAUGCGCAGUCAGGUUAGUUCUGCCCCUACAGAGAGUCACGAUCUGAAUGAGUGUUUAUAUGGAUACAGUUCGGAAUAACUACUCCUCUCAAUAAGAAUAGAUUUCUUGCCUAUUAGAUGAGAAUCUUCGGAUCGACGUGUUUUCACAUUUUUAUCCUGAACGUGCCUUUAUUUCAACUAUUUGUGCCCAUGUAAAUGCAGCUACUGUAAACCUUAACAUGGGACAGCAGCCUUGUAUGUCCUCAGAAACCACGUAUGUAAAGCCAAGUUUGUUGAAUUGAUCUGGACUGUUUUCCAUAACAGAGGAGAGGUGGAGUUUUGUGUCAAACUGAGAGAAGAAGUUUUUACCACUAAGUUUCAGAAGGAAAAGUGUUGAAGGAAGGCUGUUUGACACAAACACUGAGUUUUCAAAUAUGUCUGCGUUAGUGUGACUAAACUGAACACUAGAGAGUGAAACAGGAAAAGAUGAGCUACAAUGUGUUAUUAAAUGAUGUGUGGCGGCUGAAAGAGGGGCUGGUUUAGGGUUUUAUGGUGAGAAAUAGCAUGAUGUGCGUGAGAAAAGAGAGGAGGGUGGGGGGUGAUGGAAAACAGGAUUAGAUGGACAACGCCAAGGGGAAGUGGUUCGGGCCUGUAGCGAGGAGAUCUGUGUGAGGGAGAAAAAUGAAGUGCGGUGGUUAAACUGAGGCUGGGUGAAGCAGGACAGAAGAGGUGGUGCUGAGAUGGGACGGGGGGACGGUGACAAAAAGUCAGAGUAGCUGUAACAGAGUCUUGACACAGAGUUUCGACCCGAGCUAAUAGCCCGUCUAUUAAUAUCUCCUGCUAAUGACUGCCACUCUCUGUCACAGAAUGGCAGCGAGCGUCAGCCUUGUUCAUCAGUUUUUAACUUUUACUUCCUGAAUAAUGAUCCUAAUAAAGUCUUUAAAUAUAGAGGAGAACAGAGUGACCUGCUCUGUGAUAUUCAUUUUCAAAUGACAUGGAGCUACAGCAGCCAGGGUGCAGUGAGAAGUCUGGGUGGACUCUGGAAGGCUGCUGUUUUUUGGUCCGAAGACUAGCUUAAAACAUUAAAAAGGAUAGUAUAAGAAGUUAAAAAACAACAGUGAGCUAAAAGUUUUAUUUUUCUGAGAUAAGAAGACAGAUACCAGGCAAGCUUUAUAAUGACUGAAUAUGACGCUGUAGCUGUGAGAUGGUCUGCUUAGCUUAGCAAAAUCCUUCAUCAGCAAACUAAUGGCAAUACUGGAGUCUCUGCAGGCAAGUGACAACAUCAGAAAUCUCCCACCCAGACUCCCUCUGUUCACCGCAUUGUGUCCAAUCAAGAUGAACAAUAUUGAAUUCUUGCUGAUAUUUUAUACGGCAGUGUUUUUAAACUCAUUUUGGCCGAAAUCUAUCCAAGUGCAUCAUGGUGGUAGCCUGAAUCUUCCACUGUGCUAAAAGGAUGGUUGUCAGGAACAGUGAGCUCAAUGACUUUCUUGUUAAGCAUCUUUCCUUUUGAGUGCUCCCUGCUUUUUUUUUUUUUCUUUUUUUUUAGCUUUGUUAAAUUACCAAGGUAGAGGCUGCUGACAAGUUUUUGCUGGCACCAACGCUUUUCCGUUCUUACUUUUCACAAACUCUCGGUGCUUCAGAGUGAUGGUUCUUUAGAGGUACACUUUAAUUGGUUGUGUUUAAGGGGUGUUUUUUUAUUCCUGCUCGCAUCACCUGUGCUUUACUAGGAUUGAAAAGGGUUAUUUUGCUGUCUGUCUCUGACACUUGAAGAAACUGCUAUGUAGCUGACAUGUUGUUUGUCUUUGUAAGCUGUCAUUGCAUGCAUGUAUUUAAUCCAUCACCUUAUUGGCUGUACAUACUGAUAGAAAAUUCAAACGUUUUUCUUUUACCAGAUGAUAUUCUUGCUCCUCAUAUCCCCAUCCUAGUUCUUGACUCGGACCUGAAGACAGGAGAAUGGGUUAGCAUUAAGAACAUAGACUGUAUGUAGAAUGGACAGCGUCUGCAUCCUUGUUGGGUGAGACCACCCUGAGAACAGCACCCUCUGGUGACGGGCUGCAGUAUAGUUCCUCCAGCAAUCUCUAUGGAGUAAUGGACAAACUUUAGAAGUUAAUUACACAGAAUAUAAAUCCACCCCCUCCCCCGGUUGCAAUGUUUACAUGUAGUUACAGUAAGACUGGUUUGUGCUCAAGUCCUCUUUUUCCUGUACAGCUCCGUUUUUAAAAGUUAUUAGGGGGUUCAUGUUUUCUGCGAUUGACACUUGAUACAGUCUAUGGGUGUACAAGGGAUGAUAGGGGAAAGUACCUUCACCUCUGAUUGGCUAGAAAAGCUGGAAACGUCAUCACAUGCGUUCAAGCCAAACGCGGGCUGUCGGCUCUGUACAUCGACCAGAACAUUACAGAACAUUAUCGCACUUCUGGGACUCUCCUACAGAUUGCAUACAAUGCUACUGCCCAAUGUUGGUUUCAGGAAGUAGAGCAAAAUGCUACUGCGCAAUGUUGGUUUCAGGAAGUAUACCAAGAGCUUUUCGGCUACAAAUCCGUAUACUGCUGAAAGGCAGAACCAAGUUGUCCAUAAUGUAUACAUUCUAUGGUUGAGAAACAACAUCAGAGGGUAUAACUCUCUGCAGGUAAUACAUUUAUAUUGUUAUUAUUCAUGUGGGUGUUCUAUUCCCACUAUAAAUGAAAACCACAACACUUUGAAAAAAACUAAAUUCAAUUCUGCACUCACAGUUUCUGCAAUUAAUGCUGAGUGUGAAGAAAGAUAUUAAUCUUAGCAUAGAGAUUAAAAAGAUCAUAAAAGAGCUAACUUGUGUGCAACAUCUGAUUAGAUGCUAAUCAGUUGUAAUAAGCUGUAGCCUCUUUUGGACCAUGCAAAACCACCUUUCUUUUACAUUUGCAGGGUGUAUUAUUUGUGCUUAGUUAAGAAAUGUGUGUCGUUUCGGCUUCAAUAGAAGUACAAAAAGUUGUGUCAAAAGAUGUGAAGCAUCAGGUUCAAAUUGGACGAUAUUAUUCAAUUUAGAAAACGAUGUUCCCGUUUCCAGAUGAUGUUUACUGUGGAGGAAAAGAUCGUCAAAUUUAGCUCUCAUUCCAGACGAGUCUGUGUGUUAUUAGGUCUGUUUGUAAGAAAAAAAAAGAGUUGUUUUGAUUUUUUACUAUCCUAAUUUUGGUCAUAAGACAGCCUCACAGUCUCCCCUCACUCUGGUUUUAUGUUUUCUUCCAAUGUGUUUUUCUCACAUCCUACAUAUUUUAUCCCCUCACAUUUAAUCCCAUUUUAAUAUGCAUGGUUAAAGACAUUUUUAAGUACUUCUUCCAACAUCUCUCUGGCUCAUUAAUUCCCAGUCAAUUACAAACAGCACAGAAAAGCCCAAGAGACAUCUAAUUCAGUGAAGGCAAUCAGUCGGUGUGAAUGAGGAGCCAAUAAUUGUUUUUUUUUUUUAAGUGUUGCAUCAGCACGCUGGCUUCAAACUACGCAGAUUUGCAAACAAGAAAUUCAAUUUAGCUUUUCAUAAAAAUGUAGAUGUUUUGUGAGUGAAACACAACGCUGCAAAAUCACUGUGGACCAGAUAUAAGUUUGCAUUUCAUUAUUUGUCCGACUCCCACCCGUUGCUCUCUCGAAAGAGUGGUAGAACUCAAUUGAUUUUAGUGUCAAAGGCUGGAGGAAGGAAAACAAAGAGGGCAAAGAUGCUUAAAUUGAGAAUCAGGCAAAAAUAAUCUCCUCUUUGUCUCUAUAGACGUGGUAGAAUCUGCUUUCUGUGAAUCCCUGAUGCAUAUGAGACAAAUCUAAAGACAGUACAUCAAUUAGAUGGGCAUCGUACAGCUUUAAACAGGCGCCUCUCUAUUGUAAUAUUUAUUCAGUGUUUUUACAUCAGGAUAUCAAAGCGUUGCCAUUGAAAGAAAGAGAGAAUAUGUUCCACUGCAUUCAUUUAUUCAUUUGGCAGACACUUUUGUCCAAAGCCACUUUGAUUUUCCCCCCACAAAAAAAAUCACCCGUUCCACACAAAUGAAAAACAAUCCGGGGUUUGGCUUGUCGCUCAAAACCAGCCUGAAACCCGCAAUCAACUGUUGCUAUCACCUGACUGACUACCAGCUCUGUUACAAAAGGACUGGAAAGCAAGCAAAAGCACUGUGAAACAAUGGGAAAGUUCUGAUUUUCCACAGGGAUUUCACUUUGAUUUUAGCCAAGCGCUUUGUUACCAACAGAUGCAUGUUGUUGCACAGUUCAGCAGUAUGAAAGUGGAUGAAGGACUCAAGCAUUUCUUACUGAUAAGAUAAUUGUUAAACAAUGUAAACCUUAUUUCAGUUUCUACCUAAACUCCUUUGCGUACCUCUUAUUUUCCAUUUUUUCUACUUUUGAUUUCAUUCUUCCUUUUCUUUCCAGUUUUUCUGACUUACAAGGCCAGGGAGGGAUGUGAAGCUAAAAAGCAAGGACACAUGAGUCAGUACAAUAUACACUUGUUAUGUGUUUGCCAGAUGUGAAUGUAUGUGACAUGAGUUACAGUCACGCCGUUGAGCAAGAUUUCAUCAGGCUUUAUUGGAGAGCUUCACCCUGUAAGACUCGGCUGAAGUCCCCUUGAAAAUCAAGGGUCUCGAUGAAUUUCAAGGGUUCAAGCUGGAUGUUGAAGAGAGUGGCAGAUGAAAAAACAAACCGUUCCCCUAUUGAUCCCACUUGGUGUCCAGACUGUCUCCCUCAUAUCUUCAGCUGGCUCUCCUUCAAACACCUUUCCAUCACUUUGACGCACACAGCAACACACACGAGAACAAAGUACACAAAAGACACAACAUACUGUCUCUCUAGCUGCCCCACUUUGCUCCAUGCAUCGUGGUUAUGUAAGCGGACAAGAGUGUUUUACUGCCAGCACACUCGAAAGCAAAACAGCAUACAUACAGUUCCAUUGUCACGUCAGGGUUAAAUGGUGCGUUUAGCCCUUGAAGGGAGCCAGUAGAUGUAUAACGAUAUCAUAUAGGCGCAGUUAGACCAGGAGGACAUGAUGACGUGACAUCACCGCUCCCAUAACGACUGCACUGAGAGGUAGGGAGUGGAUUGAGGGAGCAAGGUAGUGAAUACGAGGAGAGGAAAAUAAACAAGGAGAGAAAGAUGGAAGCGAGAGACAAGGGGGUAAUAAAAAGAAAGCAGAGGCAUGAAGGCUGACACUGCACAUUUGUACUCAGUGGGAGGUCCAAAGUGUUGUCUGUUUCUUACACCUCGGAAGUUUCUUUGUCUCAUUUAGUCUUUCAUAACACAACAGGAACGUGUGCUUACAGUAAGAGUUUGUGUGUGUGUGUGCUGCUUCUGCAUUCCCCAACAAAUAGUAAAUGCAUCAGAGUCUCCAGGGUUGAGAUUGUCUUGACAUUUUGUGAGCUCUAACACCUAGACAAGAGUCUACUGACUCCUCCUGGCCUGACUUGCGUGAUACAAUUGUUGCAUCACUGGUGCAAAAAAUCUGUAGUUUGGUCUGAAAUUAAUAUUACUCUCUAGAUAAGCUUCCCAUCCAGUUUUGAACACCCGUCAUGCCUUCAUGACCCUUGACUGGGGUGCUGGUGAUAUUAUUUUGUAUUCUUCAAUUAAUCAGAAAUUGUGAUGGAUAAUCUUAUGACUUGCUGUAUCAUGGUUUGUCAUUGUCAUGGCCAGUGUACUGGCUAUAUUAUGGCAUCAUAUCGUUUCAUAUUGUACUCUAUCAAAUCAUAAUCUUUUGUAUCAUGUUAUAUCAUGGCAUAUUACAUCAUAUUAGGUAUUCAUAUUUUUUUGUGUUGUAUCUUAUCAUAUCAUGUAGUAUGUAGUAGUGCACCAUAUCAUAUUGUGUUGUAUCAUAGUAUAAGGUAUUGUGUGGUAUAGUAUGGUGUCCUAUCUAGUCAUAUAAGUCUUAUUGUUUUGGAUCUCACUGCAUCAUAUAACAUUGUUUUGUCUUGUAUUGUAUCUUAUCUUGUAUGUUAUCGUAUCUUAGUGUGUCAUAUUCUAUGAGAUCGAGUCCUAUGGUAUUAUAUUGUAUUUAAUGAUACUGUGUAUGGUAUCAUAUAGUAUUGUAUUUUAGUAUACAGAGUCCUAUGGUGUUGUACUGUAUCUUAUGGUAUCGAUCAUGUACUGUUGAAGUACUUAAUCUUAUCCGAUGGUAUUGUAUCAGAUCUAGCAUAUUGUUUUAUAUCAUAUCCUAUCAACACUGUCAGGAUUGAUGCCAUUGUAGGAUUUGGGAACACGGUCAGUAGCAGUAAACUUGUCAAUACCAGUUUAGAUAUUGAUAUUGGUCCGAUAUCAGCAAAAAAUCAGAUUAAAGUCAGAUUAUAUCGGCCUGCAUCUAAAAUCUCCGAUAUCGGCACUCAGAUACAGGAAGUCCAUUCCAGACUCCGCUUUGGCACCAUCUAUCUAUCAGCACCUGGAUCCAGCAUGCAGAGCCCACGUGAUCACAACAACAGUGUGUACGUGUGUAUUUUCAUUAAAGUCCAAAAAAGACAUUGCAGCUGAGUGCAAAACUUGUCAUGCACAAGUUUGUGCUUAUAUCGGAACAAUAUCAGUAUUAGCCAGUAUUGAAUGCUACAAUAUCAGUAUCGUAUCGUAGGUAAAAAGGUUGUAUCGGGACAUCCUGUACUAGUAUCAGUUUCAAUGUCAGUACAUCAGUGUAAGUACUGGUAUUGGUAUGGGUAUCUGUAUCAGUAUCUGUAUCAGUUGUAUUAGAAUACCGUUAUAGGUGUCAGUAUUGCUAUCUGUAUUGAUAUCAGUGUAUUCUCUGUAUUGGUAGAAGUGCUGAUAUUGGUACAACAUGUUAAUGAAGAGCAAUCUGGACCUUGUUACAGCCAGUGGAUUUGUUAUAAUUGAGUAUUGCCUCUCUCUCUCCAGCUCUCGCUCUCUCUCUCUCUCACACACAAACACACACCCCUCCCCUUAAUUUUCCCCCUGACCUCCUUGGCCUUUUGCUCUGUUUCUUUCUCCUUCCUGACCACCCUCACUUCUUCCCUCCAUCCUCGGCUCCUUUGUUUCACACAUCACUCACUCCUUUUUUUUUCUUUUUUUUUCGCCUGAUUCGCCACCAGCAUCUCCUCCCUCCCCUGCAAACACAGAAAAAUUAGCUUCAGGUCCGUCUUUUUGCAAUCAUCCCAACAGAUACAAAAAUGCACUAUGCAACGCCUUCUCCACACAUAGACACACAACAAAAACAAGGAUUUUAAUUUGUGUGUUUAUGCAAAGCCAGCAUUUGCUAUUCAAACCAGCCGACCAGAGCCAAUUACAACCAAUCCAAUUACCUUCUACAUGCAACACUUGAUAUCAAGAAAAGGGCGAACAAUGCUGUGAUUCAAACAGGCACAUACAGAGGAAUGUGCGUGUGUGUAGUUGUGUGCAAGCUGACCUGCAGGUUAUUCCCUGGUUGGCUCAUCGUCAUGUUUGAUUGGCUGCCUGCCGGUUUCAUCACAUUGCACCAGAGACAGAAGCAGACCUUGUGGCCUCUCACCCACAGGUCUCUCAUUCUCCCUUACUCUCUCUCUUUCUCUCUCUCCGUUUGUGUCUCAGGCCGACUGAGGCGAGCUCAGAGCUCAGAGCCCGGCGUUGGCCGACUUUGGUUUUGCCUGGCAGGCCUAGCUGUAGGGAAGCGCUUUGAUUGAGGAGACAGAACAAAAGCUCACACUGCCAUCUUUGAAGCAGCUGUCCUGUGCAUGACAGUGUCACACCAACUCAGUUAACAAACACAUACAGAAAUGUGCCAGAAAAAUCCCUGUGGAUACACACACACACACAUACUCACAAACACACACACACACACACACAUGCGCACACAAACACACACAUUCUUGUAAGCAUGGAGAUGAGUCAGCCCACAGGUGCAGCUAUGAUACUUGUAAAUGUAUAUGUAACCUGUCUGCUGCUCUCACAUAUUAACAAUCAUAUUUCCCUUUCUGUUUCCUCGCCAGAGUACACACAUCACAUCACACGCCCGCACACACACACACACACACACACACCAUCUGCUUAUUAUCCUUUUGUUAAUGUUAUGGGCAUGGCAGCUUUACCUUAAUUUGCUCCAGUUUUAAAAGGUGUUUUGGAACAACAGCUUUCACGGCAAUCUGCUUGUUUCUGUAAUGACUGCAAACAGUUUGGAGGAAGGUGUGAUAUAGCUAAAAAAUUAGAGGAACAGCUAACUUGUCUUUUUAUGUUUAGAUUGAGACCUGAUUAUUCUUGUGUUUAAAUAACUGAUUCCUUGUUAGGAAGAAUUAGAGUAGGACAGUACAGCAAGACCCUUACAAUAUCCAAGAGACCUUUUCUCCCACUUUAGAUAUCCCUUAUAUGAUUACUCAGGUAUAAGAUGAAGAGAAACUGCUUUUGCUUACAUCUCCAGAUACACAAUUUAAGGGCCUGUCUCCACUUGCAGCAUUUUUGCACUAGCUGUGCCCACUACCUCAUUUCAGAAUGCUUCCUGCUGUACAGUUGCAGGAUUAUGAAAGCAGACACUGAACUGAAAUGGUUUUGCAUAGAAAACAGGUGCUGCUGGUUUAAAGGAAACAGUUUAUGGACACAAGUCCUACAUGCAAUUAACAAUAAAGUGUGAAUGCAGACUGAACACGACACGAUACAUUAUUAUCACGAUACUUGUGCCACAAUCCAAUAUUAUUGCGAUUUUUUAUAUUUUGUAAAACAGUGAGUAUUGCAAUACAAUAUAUUGCAAUUUAUAUAUUUUUUUCAACUGUUUAGCUAAUUAAGCAUUUGGCUUACCUUUGUGUUUGUCUUAUUUACGCAGUGUUUUAUUUUCAUGUAGCACAUCUUGCUAACCUUAUAUAUAUAUUUGUUGUACUAAUUUCCUCCUGCUCUUUGAUGUCACCUCUGCUAACCUCACUGGACAAACAGUUGAUUUUGUUUUUCCAUUAUCAUAGAUUUGACUUCAUAUCAGCAAUUAAUUUUAAAAAAAUUGACACUUGGUAAAUGAAAGGAUACAAUAAAUCGCCAGACAAAAUAUCGCAAUACUAUGCUGUAUCGGUUUUUUUCUCCUACCCCUAUUGGCAAAUUGCUAAAAAGAUGAAAUGACACCCUCUACAAAGGGCUAACUUAUUACCAAAAACAAACAAACAGUUCCAAUUGGCAUUGAACUGGUAUUAACAGCUCACUUAGGGCUCGAGUUAUCAUGAGAGUUAACAUAUUCACAGUAGAGUCAACACAUUAACCUUCUUCCGCGAUAUUCCCAUACCAUGUUGUGGCUCGUGUUCGCUUCACGUCUGAUUUUUUCAUCCCUGUCUCUUUCACUCAGCCCCUUGUGUUGACAUCCUUCACCAGUUCCUGCACUGUUUUGCUUCUUCUUGUCUUCAUGUCUCUGCCGCUGACUCGUCAGCCAUUAACCACCAAUCUAAAGUUUGGUGCUGUCCAAACAGAUUGAAAGAAAUAUCAAAAACUUCCUCCAUGUUGUUCACUGGGGACACAGAAAGUAACGAAAUACUGGAUGUGUCAUAACUUUUUUUAUGUUUAUGCAACUCCGAAAACGCCGUUACUCAUGUAUUGUUACACCUUAAAAAACAUAUCCAGAUAAAGUUAUGUGGCAACCAAACAUUGGAGUCAUUUUACUGUUCCUUGGCACAAGACAAGGAAAAAAGUGAAAUUUCUCUCUUUCAGUAAGUUGUUUGGCAGACUGGAAAAAGACAAGGAAAAGGAUGGGAUAAACAUGUUGAAGUAGAAAAUGAGAGGAGGAGAUUGGCAGUGAGUAGAAAAGAUGGAGGUGCUGUAGGUGAGGGAGAAAGAGGGAUACGACUGACAGCACACGGUAAGCUAAAUUCAGGUGUGAUGAAGCAUUUAAAGCGAGCUAACAGCGCCUCUGUAAGACAAACUCAGUUCAGAGUUCAGACAGAUGAGCGUGUGCAGGCAGGCUGCUGCUGCUGCUGCUUUGGCCUGGUGGAGAUGAUAAACAUAAACGCAAACUAAUGGACGGGCAAGUCGGCGGCUGCGGCCUCUGACGCCUCUUUAUCUUCUCUCUGAACUCCUAACGCCAGAUUACUCACAACCUCCACGGCCUCGCACAGGAAGGUGCGCUAAGCAAAUCACCGACUGCACAGGCCGACAAUAAAGCUCGGGUUUGAAUUUCAAUCAGCUGCUGACCGGGAGGGGGGAUGGGAAGAUGGACGCAGGAAGGCAGAAGGGAGAACUGAUGAGAGGAGGCGAGAUAGAAGGAUGGAGGGAAGGACGGGAGAGAUGAAGGGGUCAGGCCGGUGAGAUUAGGGCGGGAGGGGAAUGAGAAAUGGACUAUGAAAAGGAAAACAGAUGGAGAUAUUUUACAUAGAGGCAGAUAGAUGGAUGACAGGAGAGUGCAACGAGGGGGACAGGGCGGAGAGAUAAUUACAAAGAUAGAGAGAGGGGUAAACGACAGGAGGAAAGAAGAGAAGGGAUUACAACUUUACACCAGGGCGGAUAGAUUAAGGGAGGACAGAGAGGUGCAGGAGACAAGGGAAACAGGUGAUGUCAAACAGAGAUGGAAAAGACGGAAAAGAAAGUGUGUUUGAAGGAGAGCGAGGACAGCCGGGGAGAAAGUCCUUGCCAGGGGGGACGAAGACGUCAGAAAGCAAACACUGUUGAUUUAUUUCUCUCUUGUGUUUUUUCUAAUGCCAGCUGUGCCUGUUUGUGUUCUCUACUCACACGGCAAAAACACACACACACACACACACAACAAUGGCCUCCCAAGACGAAACAGCCUCCUCUUAUAUUCCUAAAAUUGGAGAAAUCAAAGUGUCUUAAACAAGGGGAGAGUGUGUGUCAGUCAAGGAGUUCUGCAGCAGCAGGAGAGUAGGAGGCUCAACUUCUUUCAAAAGAAUUUUUAAAAUCUUAAACCAGUCCCCGAGUAUUUCUGCAUUCUCUGCUUGGCAGCACCCAGUUCACUGAGGGAUACAGUAGGUGUAGCCACAAGAAGAAGAAGGAGGAGGAGGAUGCUGAUUAGCUACGAGGAAUGAAGUUAUGUUGUGUAUGGCAAAGAUGUGUAAUCAAGCGUUGUCCUGUUGUUUCUCGGCUGUCUGUGUCGGGUGGUCCAGUGGUGAAAAACGUUGCUCUGUUUUCUUCCUCAUCGGGCCGUAAAUGCUCACGCUGACAGAGGUUAUCCUGAGACUCAGGACCAGCUUUGGUCUACUUUGGAAACUGCACCACAGUUUCCAAAGUAGACCAAAGUGCUUGUCAGAAUGACGAAGCAUUCUGACUACCCUGGCUAUUUCUCCAUAGCAACAGCCGUUGACUCAUCGGAAAAAGUACAUUUUGCAGCAUUUUACCGUCCCGGGUUGACAAAAAAAAGGACAAUUUCUCAUAAAAGAAGUUGAAAUAUGUGAAACCUUUGACCACAGGAACAUAAAUCUAUACUUUUAUUGAAUCAGGGUUUGACCAUGAAGAAAAAUACUUUCUGUCCUUCAACAUACAAAGGUGAAUUAAUACAGCUGCAGUCAGAACUUGGCAACAAUGAUUGAAUUCCCCAAACUUUUCUUUCUAUUGUAAAGGUUGUGAUAAAUUGGAUGGUGGAAACACAUUCUUGUUGCUUCUCAGACACCGAAAAGGCUUUUAGGCUGCGACGCAAAUGAAUGAGAGAGCAGCGCCAAUGAGCAGACAGAUGUGGACUUCACCUGCACUGAUAAGUUUUAGAGGAAGUGGGUGGAGGGGGCGAGGGAAGAAGAAGGACUGGAGGAGAUCAGAUAAAGAUGAGGCCCGUCUUGUAGCCGUCCUGUUUGCAUGUGCGCCCGUCUCUGUCUGCAUGGGUGAUAGAAUAUGAAGCUGACUUCGUGUCUGACACAUACUGACACGUACUGGAGAUAGGAAGAGAUUAGCGAGAUGUGAGAGAGGAAGAGGAGGGAGGGAGGGAGAGAGAGGGAGAGGAGGGGAUGGAGACGCAGAGAUGAAAGAUGACAAAUAUAAAUUUAGAUACAACGGUGCAAACCCUGUGGUGCUCUGUGUUUAAAGUUGUCAUUACUCUUCAAUUUUGGGGAAUUACUACCCGUCCUCAUCUUCAUCCCUCACCUUCACUUCCUCAUCCCUUCUUUCUUUUUUCUACUGCUCUGUUAACGGUUUCUCUCACUCUUUCUGCUGCUCUCUGUGGUGAAAUCCUGCUGGCCAUGAGUUGGGCCUUUUUUUGAUUUAGUGUCAGUGUGACUUUGUCGCUCUCUCUCCCUUCUUUCUCUCUCUCUCUCUUUCUCUCUCUCUCUCUUUCUCUCGUUUUCUCUCGGAGUCUCAUAUUAAAUUUUAAUUCCCUGCAGUGGAGGGCCACAGAGCCUGAUAGUGACAGAGCCUGACACAGGUGUGUUCAAGAAAAUCUAGACAGAGUGACAGCUUUAAGGGUGACACGUGUGUGUGUGUGUGUGUGUGUGUGUGUGUGUGUGUGUGUGUGUGUGUGUGUGUGUGUGUGUGUAUGUGUGUUUUACUGGGGCAAGUGUGUAUUGGAAAAAGAGAGGCUCAAAGUCACAUGUUCAUCUCUCUGUGUGCAGACUUUUUCGCCACCGCUUUGUGUGACAGCUGUUGGUAAUGCAUUUAGAUUAGGACUGGAAAUUUUAAGCGAGCAAACGUACACAAAUGUUAAAUAUCCUCCAUUUCCUAAACUCAUUUGCGUGUGUGUCUGUGGGAGCGCGCGCGAGCCCUCGCCUGUUACUGCGUGUGCACCGUCAGCAGAAAGUUGGCACUGAAACUGAUAAACCAUUAUGCACGACGUGGGAGUGCAUGUUUAUGUGCCAUUUUGUGUGUACGAGUGUGUGUGUGCCUUCGGCUGUGUGUUAGGUUUAAUGAUCUUUUUUGAUGGUCUGCUGUAGCGGAUAUUGAGAUGGAUGGUCCAUAUGCUCUUUAUGGUCCAUGCAUAUUUCAUAUUCCAGCAGCAAAGCAGAGCCGAGCAGGCAUUGCUUAUACGGCCAGGAUGUUGCACUGGGACGUGGGCUGACUUUAUGAGCACUCAUAUACACAUCCCACUGCUUUGUCCCCUUUGAAUAAACGCCCGAGUUCGAACAAAUACAACACAUUUCAUAACCCCCUUCAGAAAGACACCUACAUAUCCAUAAAGUUUAAUGUUGCACAUGGAAUAUCAGGACUUGAAAGCACCCGCGUGGCCACCUGUUGUCUGAACGACUUCUGGGUGCAUGUUUCUACGUCACUUAGGACAGAACUUUAGUCAAAGUAAUAACCCGCAGUGUCUUUGUACGAAUAAACGCUAACUUUGCUUCUCCCUUUUAUAAACACAAUGGUUGUUUCAGUCCAUGCCUUUUUCAUUUCCUGUUCUUUCUGGAGAGAUACCCGUAGGCACGCAGAAAGCUGUCUUUUAUGCUUCCGGCAGCGACGACAGCAGCAGCAGCUGUUUGUUUUGGAAUAAACAGGUGAGGAGCUCAAGAGUUUAAAUGAAGGAAAUUUACAGAAACUCAAACCUCAUCCAAAAAAGGUACAAAGAAAAGGACAUGCCAGAGUUUUUAUAUUUUGGUGCAAGAAUUUUAUUAGCGGAGGGAAAACAUCCCCUGAAUGUAAUGAUAUGUUAACAAAGGAGCUGUUGCCAAAAUGAUAAAACAUAAAGAAGAGUCAGUGUGGACUCAAAUUAAAGCAGUAGCCGACACAAAGUCCUCAUGAAUGCUCAUUUUGCUGACCGCCGUGUGAUGAUUGACAGGUGGUCACCACAUGUAGGCAUAUUGAUUUCAUGAGAAAGUGAGAAUGAAAGAAUAAGAGAAGGAGGGGCAGGGACGAGAGAUUGACGGGCUGGCAGAGGAAGACGGAAAGGAAAGGGUGUCGUCAGAGGAGGAGUGAGAGGACGUCAAAAAGAUUGAACCUGAAAUGAAAAAUUGAACGAGAGACGGAUGGAAGGACAGUGAUAAGGAUAGAGAGACAGAGGAGGAGAGUAAGGCAGAGGGGAUGAUAGUGAAGGGGAGAAAAGAGAGGGGGGGAGAGAAAACGGGAGAGGGUUGUUUCACUGAUGGACUGUCGAGUCUGACAGAGUCUUGCUCAUGUUCAGUGGAGAGAGGCGGCCACAUCAUGAAGUACUGACAUCCCCAAACACACACACACACAAACACACAAGCUUGUAUCAUAACCAGGAUUUACACGUUAAUAGUUUGCCAACAGUCUUUUCUUGUUUUACAUCUCAGUUCAGGAAGAAAGUGAGUAUGUCUGAGUUUUUGUCUUUGCUUCAACUACCCGUAAAUAAGUUUCUUUGCAGAUGACUCAGUUCAAGUUGUCAUUAAGUAAAUAUAAGUUCCUUGCAAGCAGGUUGAGAAUAGCCAUAAGACAAGCUGAAAAGUUUAUUUUUAUACUUCUUCUAGCACUUUUUUUCCUGUAAUUUUUCUUGGUUGUUGUAAUUUCACCUCAGAUAUCUGUAGCUAAAUAGAGAUGUACUGACAGUGCAGCAGCGGGCAAAGAUUUUGCAGUUAAGGGUGCUGACAGCAUUUCCCACACAUCAAGAUUGACUGGGAGCCAUGCCCAAAUAUAUAUAAGGGGUCAGCCAAUUAUCAGCUUUGGCCGAUCCUCUGUAUCAGCAUUUUAUUUUGCAGAGUGCCGAUAAAAUUAAAUAAUUAAAAAGUGCUCCACCGCCGCUAGAGCAUCUUUCACCUGAGUCUGUUUUCACUCACCUCUCGAUCUGACCUUAUUCUCUUGUCCACAACCUCAUCUGACUGGACAUGCAUUACACAAGUUUGCAAUGUAAUUUUACUGUAAGUGUAACAGGUUAUAACUAUUUUCUCCUGUAUGUGAUGUUAAAAGUCUCAUUUUUAAUUCUAUAUUUGCAAAAGUCUUGUACUGGGAUUUGUAACAUCCCAAAUUGGGAUGCAAAUUGGUUCCAAAUAUUAGUCUUGGUUCUCAUGAGCUACUGAUAAUCUGUAACCGUUUGUCCCUAAAAUAACUAAUUUUAGAUUGACCCCUAGUUUAUUGCCAUCUUCCAGUGAUAAACUACUGGAUAAUCCCUCUGUCUCUUCAUGAUGGGUUAAUGUGAUGCAGGUGGUGUCUACACCUGUUCUGCAGGUUAGAGCAGAAGAGCUUGUUUCUCCUGAGAGGGUGCUAAUGCUGCGUUCCAGUUACCUCAGAAGUCAGACGUCGGAGCUGGGAAUGACGUUACACCCGAGUUGACGGCGUUCCAGUAAACAAGUCGGAAAACCAAGAUGGACGUCUACAGUUAGCCGUCGUUGUCAACUGUCAGCUGUUGUUAGCCAUUGUCAGUUGUUGUUAGCCGUUGUCAGUUGAUGUUAGCGGUUGCCAACUGUUGCAGGCCGUUGUCAGCUCUACCAGUUGUAAACAACGCACAACAUAGUAUUUUACUCUGACAAACACUGUAGCAACGUGUUUACGGUUGGAUGCUGGGCAGUACAACAUAUACUUCUUAUUUAAUUUCACAAAAACAAAACAGAAGUGCUAAUAAAUAAUACAUUAUGAGAACUUUCACUGAUAUUUUUACUGUUGAUGCACUGCGCUGCCAUCUUGGAUAAUCGGAAAUCAGACUUCAGGGGGGCGUUCCAGAUGAAUUUCCGUCCUGGAGUUUGGAAAUUCCGACCUCCAAAUACAACUGUAAUGCAGCACAAGACAUUGUAUAACUUAACUUUACGUCAGGACAACCUUUUCCUGCAGCAUCGCCCGGGAUGUAUCGUAUCGUGAUGUAUCCUAUCCUAUCCUAUCCUAUUGAAUCUGUGUUGUGAGUUUAGUGUAUUGCUUCAGCCCUACAAUUCACUUACAUUUUGCCAAAAGGCCACUGUUGUCUUCAGAGUCACAAAAAGGUUUCAUCUCCUUACUCCGUCUCAAAGUGGUUCCCCCAUUUCUACCUCUCCUUGGCAAAGAUUGCUACUUCCAGUCUCUUUGUGAAGGCCGUUUUUUUCCAUUAAAAAAUAUUUUGUUUUUUGUUUUUCCAUUCACUGAGAUUUUAAGCCCCGGGUUUGUAAAAUGUCCUUGUAUUUGCUUUUUUUAUGAGCACCAAACAGUAUUUAACACAGACACUAGACUUUUUUUGAAGCUAUAGUCUGUAAACCAAGACAAGAUUUUACAUAAUAUCAUGGAUUUUAUAACCAAAUAUCUUUCUCAGAGCAUUUGGACAUGUCUAAAUGUUGUGUCAACAGUUCCCACAUGCCUUUUCAUUGUCUGCAGCACUUUUAUGUCUACAAAUACAAGUGGGGUUAUAAAAUAGCAGACAAACUUUUUCCAGCCAAAUUCUCUCCUCUUUUCUGGACUCGCGGAUGAACGCUCUGCACAUCACAAUGAAUAUCUUUCCUCCUGAGAUCUGUAUGUUUUUAAUCAUUUUUGCAGUUUUAAUUUGAUAUUUCAAGUAUCAUUACUUUCCUCCCUCUGGAAAUUGAGGUAUAGGCUGGAAAGUAUUUUCUUAUUGUUCCAAUUGUAUGAUAGAGUCCAAGUUCAUCUUUUUACUGUAUUGGCCUUCUCAUUUAUUUGUUGUUGUAUAUUUCAUGGUGAACAUACAACCUAAAAUCAAUGAUUCCAGGUUUGCAUUCGGGAUCCAGGCUAGACCAGAUAACUACUCUGAGAAGAUUCGAUUUUCAUCAUUUUCUCGCCACAUUUUCAUGUUUUUCUUUUUCUUGUAUGUACUCUCUCGGGCCCUGCAGUGUUGUAAAUCUCUGACAGGUAAUUUACUGAACUGUGGGGGUGAUAUAAAGCUGCAGGCCGGACUUGGAGUGAGGGUUUUUGCUAGCUGUGGCAAUGUUCUUCAGGCCUUGUUAGCAGGAAUAAUUGCAGACAGAAGAGCAAAGCGUUAGUUGUAUCAUUUAGAAACUUUUGAGUUUGAACACUCAAUAGCAGUUUCCACUCAGAGUGCAGCUCUACUAGUCACUUGUACACCAUUUGUGCUCAGAGUUAAAAGUGGCAUUGAUAGAUUUUUCGGCUCAUUCAUUCCCUGACAAAAUCUUUUUGUUUCUGUUAUCACUUUGGCCUCUGCGCUGUGGAAGGUCUCAGCGCUGAAACAUCUGUGCCGUGCUUGUCUUUUAUGUUCAGCUUUGAUAAAGGAUAAAAAUAGAAAGCUCUCCAGAUGAAGUGAGCCUGAACAUUGUAUAAUUUUUUUGGAGUGCAGGGCUUUCUUUUUAUCCUCCCUUCAUUGUUUUUGCUCCAUUUAUUCCAUGCAGCAAAAUAAUUUCCUAAAUGGGUAAUUGAGCAUUUAUCGCUUAGAUUAACACUGUGUCUCAAUCUGCAUGCCUUGAUUUGAGGCCUUUGUGAUCGUGUACAUGCAAAUACAUUUAAUUAAUUCUCCAUGUCACAGUGCAUUAAUAUAACAUCCAUAAUGCCAGAGACAUUUAAGCUGAAUAUCAUCCAUCUGAUAAGACUGGCCAGAUGCAUUUAAACACACACAGACUUCACGCUGGUGCCUUUUCAUUGGGCUAAAACUACUAUUUAUCUCACUGCCCUUUAAUGAGUGUGUGUGUGUGUGUGUGUGUGUGUGUGUGUGUGUGUGCGUGUGUGUGUGUGUGUUUAUCCAUCUGUUUUACCCUGAGAGUGUCUAAGCCUCUAUUUGCACCUUAAAUCCAUCUGCUAGCUCUGUUUCUGGCCUUAUUUCCUUGUGUUUUGUCUCUUUUUGAGCAAAUUAAAAGCUUUGUGAGAGGAAUGUUAAGAAGUUUGAACUUCAACUGAGGAAUUUAUCACCAGUGCUUCUCUUUUACACGAUUUGGAUGAAUGCUGCAUUGUCUGAACUGAACUCCAGUAACAGUCCUUUUUUUGUACACAUAAAAAGUCGAUGAUCUCAGUCCGCCUUACAGGACGGGAAAAAUCCACAUUUUGCCAGAAGUCCUCGAUAACACACUUCUGAUCCCCCUUGCCUUAAUUCUGUCUUCACUUCAGAGCCUUAAAAACAUCUCCUCUUGUUCGAACCAGGAUCUGCCACGGUAAUAGCUGCUGAUUUGUGAUCAUGUGGGUUGGUAACAAGUGGUCCUUAAUUAGCCAUUAGACAGAGGGAGAAAAGAGGUUGGAUAAAGAGGGGAUGGAUGGGCUUUUCUGUGCAGACACUGAACCCCUGUAGCCCCCUUUUUUUUGCUACAGUAGCUCCAUAGCUAAGGCUUCUCUUGUCGUCAUGGAGACUAAUGUUGAAAGCCAGCUGUGGUUUUGUCUUGGAAGCCCAUUAGGCUGGAGCUCGGCUGGCACUCCUCUCUGUCUCGCUUUUCUUUCAGGCUUUAGCUCAGCGGACUCACAAUGGGGCGAAAAUAUCCUCUCUGUGUUUAACUUGUCUGUGAUAUCAGACGUGGGGUCAAACAGCAGUUACAAAUCAUCCUGGACUUUUGUUUUGUUCCUCUUUGAAGAGGUUUCUUAUUCUCACAUUAGCCAAGUUGUCUAGGGUUUGACGAGAAAGAGUGAGUUUUUUUAUCGUUCCCUUUAAGAAGCUGAUUGCUCUUGUUAGGUAGACCCCACCCACCGUGGAGUUCAAGUAGGUUAAAACAAGUGCAAGCAGAUUGAGAAUAAUUUGCUAAAACUAUCUGGCCCUGUUGUGUUUGAUGAAUGGCACUACUUUUUAUUCCACAUUGUCCUUCUCCGUGGUCGAAACACUACUACUUGCCCUGGAUUUCUUAUUAAAUUUGGCUCUGGAGAGGGAUCUGAGUAAUGUUGUUGUUGUUGUUGUUAUUGUUGAGAAUGACUUAUCCCUCCAUUGGAGCCUUUUUUUUUUCCCCUGCAGCCCUGAUAUUCAAGCCUCCAGACCCUGACCCAAACACAUCAGUCAGCGGGACACACAGGGUGCCAUGUGACUCGGCCAGGAAGCAGGCCGGGAGAAUGAUUGUUAUGCAGUGGAUUGAUCAGGUUUCACAGGACACUGCCGAACUAUCAAUCUGUAGGACCGUACACAUAGGCGAGCGGAGGAGUGUGUGUGUACAUGUUUGUGUGUGUGUGUGUGUGUGCGGUUUUUGCACGGGCAGGGUCAGGGCCAGUGUUGUGUGUUUGGGAGGGCAGCGAAUGUGGGAAUCAAUAGCUGGGUCAGAGGGUAAUGUCUCACUGAGUGCUGAGUCUAUACACAGCCAUCAGACAGGAUCACUAUCAAUCAUCAGGAGAGCUUAGGGAACAUACACUCUCUUUCUCUUCUUGCCUCGUGUCUGAUGGGAUCACUAUUGCUCAUGUAAGGGCUUUGGGAACACAGGGGGAAGACGAUGUAGGGAAGGGAGAGGAGGGGUUGAUGUGGCUAAAGUGAUGGAGUAAGACCGAGGGCUUGUUUGGUAUUGGCAGAUAUUUGGUGGAUGACUCCUGGGGUUUGGAAAAGUAGAGGAAGCCCUAAAGUGAACCCCUUAGAGCGUAAAAUAGGCUGGGUGGGGUGCUUGUAAAGUGGACGAUAAAUUAAAGUUGAAAACAAAAUCAAUAAACACACAAAUUAGAGUAAAGACCACAACUCCCGGUCUUAUCCGGGGGUUAAACAACAUUUUUCUUAAUCGAAGCGUUCUGUCUCUCCUCCUUCCACUUCUUGUCGUUCAUCCUUCCAUCCGCCCACUCCUCUGAUCACCCCUCCUCUUGGCUUUCUUCUCCUCCUUUGUCUUCUUGUUCUGCAUGUUUUUCGGCCCUGGGCUUCCUGCCAUCUGUUGUUCAUGCAGUUGUUCAUUUUAAUUUCCUCUCAGCCAUCCAUCUGUGUCAUGUGUGCUCGGACUAAACCCACCACAUACGGUUCGGUACGAUUGAUUGCAAAGAGAAACAUGUAUGUGCAGGAUACAUGUUGAUUGUUGCUCCGUGUGAAAGCAGAGACAGCUCGGCGCAAGGGCCUAACACUAGCUGCCAUCGGGAUUUUGUGCGGCCUAAGCCCCCCUCUUUCACACCACAUAGUCGAUACAGGCGAGGAGAGGAAGACAGAAGGAGACAGUGAUGGAUGGAUAGAGGAAAGAGAGGAAGAGGAGAGGAAAGAGUGAGACAAGAGCAGCAAAAAGAAGAUGUAAGGAAGAGAUGGAGAGAGAUUUGCAGAGCGCUGCUCGUGUUAAGGGAUCAUGUCAGUGCUCCAUAUGAGGCAGCUUGGCAAGAAACCCUGUUAGCUGUAAUACUUUGAUCAAUUACCAAUGAUGAACCAUCGCUCUGCAGGGCAGGACUGUGUCUGAGUGUGAGUGUAAGUGUGUGUAUGUGUUAGCGUGUGGUGGCCUUGAGAGGAGGCAGCAUAUUCCAGUCUGUUGGACACACUCUGGACAGGUAUUGAUUUCAUCAAAGAAUUUAGGACCUACUCAAGCACAACACCAGAUCAGACACGCCCACACCCACCUACACCUGAGGCCCAGAUGAGGGGGCUGCAGAAGAUAAAAAAAUAGAAAAACAUGUUCGACUCUUUGUGUUCUUCUUCUGGAAUAAUACCGCUUAUUUUUAUUAGGGGUGAGAAUCACCAGUGGACCCACGAUAUUAUCACGAUACUUGAGCCGAUACAAUAUAAUCAUGAUGCUUGGGCCAAGAUACAAUAUUAUCAUGAUACUUGGGCCAGGAUAUGAUAUUAUCACGAUACUUGGGCCACGAUACGAUAUUAUCACGAUACUUGGGCCACGAUACGAUAUUAUCAUGAUACUUGGGCCACAAUACAAUAUUAUCAUGAUACUUGGGCCAUGAUACAAUAUUAUCAUGAUACUUGGGCACGAUAUGAUAUAAUCACGAUACUUAGGCCACAAUAUGAUAUUAUUGCGAUUUUGAACAUUUUGCAAUACAGUGAGUAUUGCGAUACAAUAUUUUGCAAUAUAUACUUUUUUAAAAACUGUUUAGCUAAUUUAGUAUCUGGCUUUUCUUUAUGUUUGUCUUAUUUACGCUGUAUUUUAUUUUCAUGUAGCACAUCUUGCAAACCUAUUAUAUAUUUGUUUUACUAACUUUCUCGUGCUCUAUGAUCUCGCCUCUGCCAACCUCAAUGGACAAACAGUUGAUUUUAUUUUUCCUGUAUAAUAGAUCUGACUUCAUAUUAGCAAUUAAUUUGAAAGAUCGAUACUUGGUAAAUGAAAGGAUGCGAUGUAUCACUGGACAAAAUAUCGCAAUACUAUGGUGUAUCGAUUUUUUUCUCCCACCCCUAAUUUUUUGUAAAGUUAGAUAUUGUGCUCAAAGACAAAGGUGACUUCAACCUGACUGGAAACCAAUCUAUAAAGGCCACAGAGGAGGCAAUGAUCAAAAUAAUCAACGAAUGGAUAUUUUCCUGGUUGGACAGGGUUAACAUGAACAAGAAAACAAGAGUCCAGCAAACCGGUUUUUAGUUUGUAUUUCAAUUGUUACAGGAAUGAAGAGGAGAUGGGAUUUUAAUUCAGCAGCAGCAGAACACAGCAUCACUGGGGGACAUGUGUACAUAAGAGUUUUAUUUUCAACACUCUUGUCUGCAUGCUGUCACUCUGGCAAAAACUAGACAGAAACCCAGCGAGAGGGAACAAUUGAAGUAAGAACACAAAAAUGAGAGAAAGGGAGAGUGAGAGAGAGUGAGAGAGAGAGAGAGAGGCAGGCAGAGCAGAGGGAGUGCGAGGAGGAGGAUACACUAGGAAGGAGUCCUGUCUGUGUUCAAUGAGGGCUGUAUUGAUGCCACACAUCUCAGGGAGCCUUCAUUCAGCAGGGGAGCCAUUCAAUUAUACCUACCGCUCCGCUGGCUGAUUGGAGUCCUCCCGUAACAAUGUUAGCAUCUCUGUACCGAAACAGAAUCAGGAUUAAGAAUUCUGGCCUCGGGAGGCAGAGUGGCUUUUAAAGUCCUGAUUGGAAAUCAUUUGUAACACCGCUGGACAGGUUUUAAUCCAGCGCGGCCUUGUGCCCAUCAGCGGUGUCUCCUUUGAUUUCAGUAACCUUGAUUUAUCUCGGCGUGCAUGUUAUUUAUUUAUUUUUCUUUGCAGCUCCCUGUUGCUUUCACAGUUACGUACACGUACAUUCUUGAAACCCAAAAAGCUACCUGUAAUUUUCUCUCUUUUGAUCUUUGAAGGCUUUGUGGUUAAAAAUGAAAAGGAAAACUCGGAUGGCCUCAUUACUCUUGUGUUUCUGCGUGUGUCCUGUGAAUCACAUCCUCACGUGUUUCACGCAGACAUGUCUGCAACGUUUCUAUUGAACACUUUUUUCACGUUUCAGAAAACGUGAAUUUUGGUAUUCCCAAAUGUGAACUUGCUACAAUUGAGGCGACCUAAAAUUGAAGCAGUUAUUUUUCACAGCGGAAAGUUUGACUCAUCAUCAUGAGAAAAGAAAAACACUCAUAAAAUGGCAUAAUAUGGCUACAGUCAAGACCUGCUCUGUGAAAUAAAUGAAAACUGAAACAUUUAACUGACUAUCGAAAUGAUUUUCACUACUUUCAGUCCCGCUGUCUCACGUUGAACCAGCAUCUGAAAUACCUGAUCAUGGUAAACAAUCGAAGCACGUGGGAAAAAAAUUCUUCGCCUUCAGUCCGUCAAGGCUAACUGCUGAUUAUGGUGAAAGCCUUGAAAGUCAGCCACUGCUCUCAGGUUCAAGCACAGACAAAAUAUUUGAAUCCAGGGAUUUUUGAAUAAAUCCCGUUAAAAUGUUUUAAUCAUGAAAAGUUCAUACUUAUUUUCAGGCAGUCAAUGCCUUGCCCUGUGGUCUUCAUUGGUUUUCUGCUUGACAUUUUCAAGCAGUUUCAUACCUGAGUUAAAACUCCUGUGAGGAUAUUUUAUCUUGUCAUGAAACAGACCAAAUUUCUACUGAUAAGUCAUAUCAUUUAUAAAAGCAAAUGAGAUCACUGGAGCUGAGAUUGAUAAUUAUUUUAAAUGGAUUUUUUGUAAGUUUCACACUCAUAGACGAGUUCAAGAAUAGCACACAACAAAAACAGCCUUUUUAUCAUCUUUGUCUAAGAUUUAUUGAAAGUUGCGUCACAGGCAUUUAAUUUGAAGAAACAUUUGAUUUUGGAUCAAAAUCAGCAAGAAUUAAAUGCUACAGUGCUAUCACAUCAAACAAUGAGUGUUGUCUAGACCUGCUCUUUUUCUUUGGAAAGCUUUUUGGGAUAAUGCGCUGUAUAAAUAAAAUUUGACUUGAUUUGAUUUGAUCACGAUGGGGACUGACAUGUAAUAGACAAGCCUUACAGCAGUCCUUUCAAAUUUUAAAUUGUACACAAGAAAGAAGCAUUCAUCACCCGGUAAUGACUUCAGCAGGACCUUUAAGGAGACUGUUAGAAAACUCAUUACAAACAGAUUUGUUUGGCAAAUAGACUUGAGAUUGACUGACCAUGUUAAUCCUCCUCCUGUGUUAGGGUCUGCACUGACCCGUUUUUGAUUUUAAAUGCUUAAAAGAAUCACAUAAAUUAGCUUUUUUUGCAUCAAGACUUUUUGACUUUGUCCAGAACCUCUAUUUCAACAAAAUAAAAACGAAAAAAAAAUAAUUAAUUGACUAAAUUAUAAAAUGCUCUUAUUAAAAUUAUGGCACUUGUCGUGUUAGGGUCGCCGUUGACCCAGUUAGAUCAAUAUCUAAUAAUUAGAGCAAAAACUGAAAUCAUAUGUUCACUGUCAGGCACCACACUGACAGUCAGAUCCUCUUCCAAUCAUUUGAGAUUUAGGAAAUUCUCAUUUUUCCAUGUUUUUACCUGCACAAAAAACAACGUAAGGCAUGUCCAGACAUGUGAGAUCACUUCAGUAUAGAAUUUAUAAUCUAUAAUGUAGUUCUGCCUUUUGCUCCGUUAUUGUUAUUUAUAGCAAAUUACCACAUAUUUUUGUAAUGACAUGGAAAAAAUAAACAUUUGAAGAGCCAAAAACUUUUGUUUGUUCUAGAUAGGCCGGAGCAACAAAAAUAUCAGUUUUCAAUCGCUGCAUCCUGCACAAACUGCAGAUUAUAUGAAGAUUAUAAUAAAUGUAAAAAUAUGAAUUUAUCGGUUAUCGGUAUCGGCCAUGAGAAGAAGGAAAUUAUCGGUUAUCGGUAUCGGUUGAAAUUUUUCAUAUCGUGCAUCACUAGUAUAGAUGUCUUUGUGAGGGGACAAAGAAAGUCCCAGAGGCCGACAACAAAAACUAUUAUAAGCAAUAUUUUCCUGGAUAAUGAAGCCUAACAAGGUAACCUAGAGAUGAGAACCAAACUGGAUGAUAGAGAAAUGUUUUUAGUGUAAUUUACAGCUGAUUUAAGACACGGGUCAAAACCGACCCUCAACAUGGUGGGUGCAUGGGAAAAGCUAACACAGGAGGAAGGUUGAUAUUAGAGCUAGAGUUUAUUGGGACCAGUCUAACGCUUGGAUUACAUUUUAUUUAGGAAUGCGGUGCUAUGACUUGGCUGAAAGAAGACUCUGCGCCAAGAUUAGCUGAAAUUUUUCACUCACACACACACACACCUCUCUACAAAGUCUUAUUAACAGAGAAGAGCGGCGUAAGCCUCUCCUUCAAGCUCUUGUUACAAAAAGGAAUGAUUGCUCUCACUGUCAAAGUGUUUUAUGGAAGUACAGUGCUCCAACAGGCCGGGCACAUAAUAGGCAGGCGGGGGGUAACUCUGUGGCAUUAUGUUGCCUACCUCUGAUUUAUAUAGGCAACAUACUCUCCUCUGCUCUCUCCUGCACUCUCACACUCUCUGAUGUGAUUUUACAGUAGUGACAUUGAUCCAGGCCCACUUUGAUCUUGCUCUUAGCUGUUGCUCCCUCUCGCUCCCCUCCCGCUAUCACCCCUUCACUCCCUGGUGGCCAAACUCUGCAGCUUUUAACCCCGACUACCCCUCGUCUCAUCCCAUAAAUCCUCCCAUCUUUCUCUCCAUCUUUCCAUCACUCCGUCCCUGUGGUGCUUCUCUGUUGUAAGUGUUCCUCGGCUCUUGGAAGCCUCCCCUCUGCUCCUUGGAGUUGUUGUGUGUUGCUGAUGAAACCUCCUACUGCAUGAUCUCCUCCUGCUAUCAGCUCCAGCCAGUCGCGUAUCACAGGAGAGAGGUUUUAUGGUGAGCCGACACAUAAGGCAAGGACGGCAUCAGGGGAAUACAGAGGCAGCACAUCAUGGUAUUUCAUGACUUACACUAUUUUUUAGCUUUCGUAUCUCUUCAUCUCUCUCGAGUUGAUUUUCAGGAAGCGUUACUCUGAUAAAAACUCCAAUUUAAUAACAAAGAAUAGAAAUCCACCACACGUUUUGUUAGGUAAUGUGUAUUUUCUUCUAAAAUUAAAACAUUUAUUAUACUCGGUUUAGUCCCAGACUGAAGGAGAAACAUAAUCAGGGCUGGUUUGAGGCUGUCACUUCAAGUUUGCACAAAAGAAGGGGCACAUUUCUCAGGAGACGUCUCAUAUCCAGCUGCUUCUUGGAAUGACAAACAUAAAACCUUCAGCUCAGCAUUGGGUCAGUUUAUGGAUCUCUCCCUCUGCUGAAUAAAAUGGUCUUUUUAUCAUUGUUUGUAGAGUCUAUUUGGUUAUAAGAUUAGUGUUAUUUCAUUCUCUCUCUGCACAUCAGCAUGUUUGAUUCUAGAGGAAAAAAUAAGGACUAAGGACAUCUUCAUUAUGACAUGCAUGUAGCAAAGUUUUAUACUAGAAGACAUUCCAAUAGAUGUCACACAUUUUUCCUCUAGAGUAUGAAGGUCGAGAUAAAAUACGAUGAGAUAAGACAGGACUAAUUUACUCUCAAGUGCAUCUUAAGUGCCAGAUUUCUGCAAAGUUACAACUUAAAGUGAAAUAUAAAAGCAUAGACAUAAUUAAAUCAAGUGUAAAUAAAGGAUGAAUGUAAAUAAUAUUCCCCAAAUGGAAAAGUAACUAGUGCUGGAAGGUUUGAAAAGUAAGCAAAGUCAAUUACAUUAUGAUACAUUUAGGACAGUAUCGGCAGAAAAAAAAAUCUCAGAUUACAUCAGAUGAUGAAAAUUAAAAAAGCACAUACUGAUAAAAAUUAUUGUCAUGACAGUCAACAUUUUGUGGUCAUUAGGGCUGUCAUGAUAUCAGAUUUUCACCGACUACUUUAUUGUGGCUUUAAAAUAUUAUUCUAAUGAUAUUUUGAAACAAUUUCAGAGAAAAGACAAGACAAUAUAAUCUACGUAUAUGUUCAUAAAUAUUAAAAUUCCUCAAAUUUUACUCAUAAACACAAUUAAUUUAGAUGUCAUCAUUCAUUUGUGUUUAAAGCUUAUUGGCUCAUCACAGACUGUGUAACUGAAAUUACUUCAGAAAAUGCAUAGCCUCACAAAAUGAUUGAUAUUUCGAGCUUUUUUCAUAUUCAUUUCUGUAUUGCAUUUAGGUUGUUUUGUUUCCUACAUUUUAGACCUAUGCUUUUCUUAUGAUGUAUAAUCUUCUUUUGAUGCAUUGUAAGAUAUGAAACUGAAUGGACAUGGUUAGAAAGUAUAAAUGUUCAUUUAAUUAGUUAUCAGAGGAGGCACAGGUUCCAACGCUGGAUUUUGACUCACAAAAUUUUUUAAAAAAUCACAAGUUUCAGUUUUGAAAAUUCCCAAUAAUCUCUAAACAAGCUGCUUUAAGCCAGCUAUCAAAACAGUCAGUGUGGAGAUUAACAUUAAGAACCUCAGCUAUGAACUCAUAGUACUACAGUGUGCUUAUUUUUAGCACAUCAAUAAAGAUGGUUACCAUCAAUACCGGUGUAUUGGGACAGCUUUUGUGGUCAUAUCAACAUGACAUAAAAAAUUAAUUCAAUCCCUUCUCAAAAACUUGCAGAAAAGGUUGUUGCCGUAGACCAAAUGUUCAUCUGCAAGUGAUGGGAAAAAGACCUGCACUGGUCUCAAUCCUUUGAUCAAGCUGCUCCUCCAGUUUUCUGCUCCUCUUGAGUCAAUGUUUCUUCCAGAAGUGCUCUCCACAACAUAAAACAUGGCUGCAAUCUCUCUGAACCCUAAAUUUUACUCUGUUACGUUCAAAGUUGAAGGAAGGGAGAAGUACCUUUUUUCAUUCAGCUGCUUCAGGCCCAUUUCAUCUAGUAUGAAUGUUUAACCGUAUGUAUCAUUACUUAAACUAUGACUAAAACAUGACACCUUUAUUGUUGUUGGAUUGCUUUUUAAGGAUUACAGCGUGUUUUGUAACACCGCUGUUUAAGAGUAGUUUUCAGUCAAAACUACGAGAACCGUUGGAGGGUCAUUAUUAGUGUAAGAAUAGAUCAAGUAUCUCAAUAGAAAUUAUUUUACAGUCUGUUUCAACAAAUUAUUCCACGACUUUUGUAUUAAACUGAUUUAUAUUGAAGGCUUUUUUUUUUCUUUUCGGGGGUAUUUUUAUGAACAUGAUUGUUUACAAAUGAAUUUUCAGAGCUUUAAUGAGAAAUCUUACAUCCUUCACUUCAGCUCUAGUUCAUGAUCUCAUGCACAUGUCAGUGCUCAGUUAUCUUCAGCCUGAAUGUUCAAGUUUUUAUUUCAUGUAUAUUUGAGACGCCCAUAUCACUUUAACCUUUUUUGUCUCAUGAUCCAAAGAUGUCACUCCGUAUCAAUACACUGUUAAGGUGAGGUGCUUUGAUGUCUCACCCAGAAACACGAACACACACAAAACAACACACACACACUCACAAACACAUACUCUGUACAAAUGCUAUAACCAGCUUUUAUUUUGGCAGAGUGAUUUACUUUCAGAUUACUCCUGAUACUCCAAGUUUCCCUCCCACUCAUUUUUCUCUCCUUCUUUCUGCGAUCACCCCUUCCUCUCAGAGGAGAACUUGCUUUUCUUCUGUAGUGUAAAACUCUCUAACCGCCUUUUUUAAAUUUCCUGUCUGCUCAGAUUCGCAUCCUGUCCUUUUUUCUUUUCUUUUUUUUUCAAUUUGCAUUCACGUCUCCCCCAGUGGAACCCAUACCCAUCCCUCUCUCACUUGCUGUAUCUCCCCCAUUUUCUAUCUCACUCUUUCUGUUUUGCAUCCACUAUAAAUAUAGUUCCCUUGAAGCGUUUUUGUGCUUUUUUUUUCUAACACUAAUACCACAAGAAGUAAAUCUGUUCUGCAGGGGAGUAAAUGAUGUAAUGAGAGAGAGUGAGGAGGAGGAGGAGGAGGAGGAGGAGGAGGAGAGCAAAGGAGGGAUGUUGGACAAUUAAUCUUCCGCUCAUGUCACUCUGAAAGGAAGGGAUGAGAGGAAUGGUGAGAAGGGGGAGAAAGACAAAUUCAGGAUAGAUUUGAAGAGCGAGGGAAGGAGUGAUGGAGAGAUGGAGACAUGGGGAGCGGUGUUUCGAUCUUCAUUUAAUAAUUGAAUAAUAAUCUCCCCAGAGACAUGACCUAGAACUGGCAGAGAGGCAGCAUCGGGCACAGCAUGACACACUGCUGCCCCCUUGUGAUUUUACCGUGUCACCACUAUAACAGCCUGCAGAGUGUGUGAGCGAGCGAGUGUGAGCGCACAUGCUCAUCGGUGUGUGUAUGAUUUACAACUGCAACCUGUCUCUGUCACAUAGAUACGGGCCCGCGUCUGUGAUGGAGAGAGAAAGAGGGCUUUUGGAUGUCAGGAAAGAAUCUAUUUCACUUUGUCACACAAACUACACACACAUCCACUCCCAGACACAGAAUCAGACCUUAUCUUCCUGUCAGGCUGAGUCUUUUUUAGGGUUGACGCUGAUAUAUGAGCUUCUGGUUUGGGAGGGGGGAUGGGGAGAGAACGGGGGGAGGUGAGAAACGUAGGCCAGGAAGUUGACGGCUGACGUGAGCGCAGCGUUGCGCUCAGGUUGAUGUACGAGCGGUGGGGUUAGGGGACAACGCUGCGCUGACACCAGGAGAAGGAGCUGUGGCCCUGGGGCCUUCAGUCCAUACUGAAGAGCCAGCUCCGCAUUCUCUGCAUGCAGCAGCGCUCAGCCACAAAUACACACACACACGCACUUACACACACCUGCUUUGUGUUAUUAUUAACUGAAUAAUUCUUAAAGAAGAGUUGUUUGACCUUAGGUGAGCAUUACACUGAGGCGCAUGAAUCUGAGAACACAGAGAAAUGGACCGAGAACUGAGAUGCGGGGUCUGCUUUCAUCACGUGUGUGUCUCGGCUGUGUCACAUACAAAAGCUGUGUCCCUAAAAUGUUGAUAACAUGUGUGGACAUUGGAGAUUUUAUAAGAAGUGCUUGUUAUGGAAGAGUUAAAACCUGCAGCUACACUGUUUGGGUGUGCUGUUGUGUCAGUACUUAAUUUAAAGCUAAACAAAUUCAACAAAAAAAAAAAAUGUGUCACUGUGAUUUGUUCAAAAAGCGAUUAACUUUCAGAAUAAAAAGUCCACCUUUAUUUGGCACAAAAGAUGCUCUUUUAUCCUACAGUUUUUAUAUGUUGUUUAAUUCCUUGUGUGUUUUUAUAGGCAGUUUAGACACUGGUGUAAAAUCAGUCUGGAUAAUCAAAGUGUGUUUUUAUUUCGCCAACAGUUUGGGGGAAACAUUUUCUCUCACGUCUGAUUACAUUGUGCUGACUGUAGCACUUUUAAAUUGGCUGUUUAAAAAAAAAAUCAUUAAACAUCGAAAUAAAACCUCUUUGAUUAAUGCACACCCGACAGGUUCAAUGAGGUGUGAUGUGUCUUUAUUGUUUAACGUCUUAGUGACAGUGGCCCGCUCAUUCUGAUCUUUUUCUUGUGUUUUUUUUCCAGUCUGCGUAGGGAGGGCUACACGAUGCAGGUGAACGUCAACGACUACCUGGACAUCUACUGCCCUCAUUACAACGACAGCCAGCGCAUGGUGGGCACAGGAGAGCAGUACGUCCUCUACAUGGUCAGUUACCGCGGUUACAGAAACUGCGACCCUCAGAUGGGCUUCAAGAGGUGGGAGUGUAACCGUCCGCACGCCCCGCACGCUCCCAUCAAGUUCUCGGAGAAGUUCCAGCGGUACAGCGCCUUUUCGCUGGGAUACGAGUUCCACGUUGGACAGGAGUACUACUACAUCUGUGAGUGAAAUCAAACAAAUAAUCCAUUUCUCUUUAACUAUCAGAUAUUUGUACAUGUCCUCAGGGUGUAAACAAAGCAGAAGCAGCCAGAGCCUUAAUGCAAGAAACUGUACGAUCAAACAUGUUCUCGUUUUAUUGUUAAAUGGAUUUGAUGGUUACUCAGUUUGCAGUCAAAGUCCGUCCUUAGGUAAUUUCAGGCAACAAAUUGCUGUUUCAAAUCUAAUCAAAUCACGCUAUAGUCAAGUAGGCUCAUCAAUUUUCUUCAGAGCUAAUCAAAUUAACUCUCAGCACCUCAUGCUGAUAUGACACUGUAGAAAUAAUGAACCUUUAGCUUGUCAUCAAACCAUUUUACACCAAAUAUUUCAUCUCUACAUUUAGUGUCUCAUGCAUUAAAUGGGUAAAUAAUGAAGGCAGCGAUCAUUAAGACUGCAGCCGAUGAUGGGAGAAGUCUCGGGAAAGUUUUGUGCUACAGCAUCAAAACUGAAAGCUGACGUGCUUCUCUGCAGAUUCACACAAAGAGGGUUUUUGUUUUCUCUUCUCUCUCUUGAUGGUCUUCCUCUGUUUUUUGACCCUAUGUAGAAAUGCAGGUUAGGUUGAUCGCUCGCCAUGAAUCGUCCUUUUGUUCUAGAUGUGUUUCUCUUGAUGUCGAUUUGGCGAAUAACGGGCGAUCUGCAACCAGAAAUUUCAACAGGCAACAUUUGACAUUCACUUUUUUUGUUUUGCGAUCAAACACGUCAUGUCUAAAAAAGUUGAGCUGGUAGAUUUUUAAUAUGAUGUUUUUAUAAUGUAAUGAGGUUAAAAAAUAAACUCUAUAAUUCAACUAAGACCACAAAAUGUGAAAACAAAUCUUGUCUCAGAGCGAUUCUAGUUUUUAAAUACUCAUGAUGUUUAUUUGUGCUGCUGUUCCACGCUUACACAUGAAGUCAUUCAGAGAAAUUCGACCCGUGUUUUGGACUCCUAAUGAGCUGCUUUUGUUCAUCACAUCCUGAUUUCCCCUCAUGUGGGUGUAAACCAUCUGCGUGUGUGCUUUAAUUCCCCCAAGCCUCCCCGACAGCGAGUCGUUGGCCUCACUACUGAACACAUGAGCCGACGCCGGAGUGUUUCAUGUUUUGCUUUUAGGCGGUGUUGUGUGUGUUUACACCGAAAAUGAACUCGCUCAAAGUUCACAAAGAUAAAAAUGAACCAGUAGUGUGAUCAUAGUUUUUUUUUGUAUUAAUUUCAUGGUCCCAAAAAUUAACUAGAUCACUUUAGUGUUCUUCUUUGGCUGCAAUGGUUCAAUUCCAGGACCUUCAAUCACUGACAUUUCCAAAACUAAAUAGAUAACUGUCUGCUAACAUAGAAGAACACACAAAGAUCAAGUUUAAAAGCCUGGUAGAAACCCCCUAACUUUGGUUCAUCCACUUUUUAACACCUUGACGGACCAAAAAGCAACAGUGAGGGACGGCUCCUCUCUCUUUUCGCUGCAGGAUGGAGAGAUUCGGAAGAUCUGUGUACCCACGGCCAUCACACUUUGUAAUUCUUCUAUAAAUAGUAGAUUAGAUGAGAUUCCAGAAAACCAAAUUCCCUUUUGGGGAUCAAUAAAGUUCUUGUAAAUCGAAAUAAGUACGCUUUUUUAUUCACUUUGAUUUUCUUCCUCCCUCACCUGUUCGCUGCUGAGAUAGAGAAAAAAAUCCAGCUUUGAAAACUCGGGGGGACACAUUUGAAUAUGAUUUCUUAGUAUCUUUAAUGCUGCAGAAAUGUGAACCACACUGCAGAGGACUGACUCCUGCUGGUUAUUACAGCUUAAGGUCAGAAACAGUCCUUGUGUAACAUGAGUCCAUCUUCAUAUAUUCUUAAAAAUACUAAAAACAACAGUAAGACACGCUGGUUUGGCUGAGUCUGGAGGUUUGUGGUUCAGGCCUCGACCUUAUGCUGCAAUUUUUUUUGACAAUUAACCUGGGGAAGGGGAAGGGGUGAUUAUUGACGCCACUCUUUCCAUAAAAAGUAAAAAGGUUUGAUGAUGCAGUGUUUGUGCUGGGACAGAUGAUGUUACCCAGAUUUGUGUUUUACUUUUGAUAUUUCAAAUACUGACUUUUAAAAUCUUCGCAGCUACGAAACUCAAACUUGCUCAGACGCUUCGGGGACACCGCACAUAAACAAUAAGGAGAUAAAAACAUGCAAACACACAUGAACUAUUGUCCAUUUGAUAUUUUUACAGCCACGCCAACCCAUCAUCACGGCCGCAGCUGUCUGAGACUACGAGUGUACGUCUGCUGCUCCACGGGUGAGUCCCCCCACACUGCGUGAAUGAAAGGGAGCGAAUGUGUGUUUGGUUUUCUGUGGGUGUGUAAGUGUGUGUGUGUUUGUGUGUGGUGUCUGACCCAUUGUAAUGUAAUGCUUGGACCUGUUUGCAGACUGUAUGUGCACCCAUCUGCCUACUCUACCAUCUGGCGGCCACCAUGCUACCCAGGAACCCACACACAUACACUAACACACAGACGUAUUACUCUCUCGCUCUCGUACACACACACAGACACACACACACAGCAGCUGCAUACAGAUGUACACACACAAUCUAAAUACAGUCUGAAACGGGCAGAGCUAUUAAUACUCCUGCUGAGUUUCCCCUACAGCAGUUUCACUCACAGCACAGAGCCCGCUCUCUCUCUCUCUCUCUCUCUCUGCUCUUCUUCUUCUUCUUCUUCUUCUUCUCUCUCUUUUUCUGUCUCUGUCUUCUUCUUCCCCUUCCUGUUCAGCAGAUAGGAGCAGCUCCAGCUUUGAAGGCCCCUCACCCCUGCCUCCCCCUGUCACCCCUCCUCUCUCGCUCCUUGUCAGAAUCCAUUUAUUGCCGUGUGCGGUCAGUGGGUGGCUAUGUAUAUGUAGUGUUAACCUCUCUGGCUCUCCUGCCUCCUUUCAGUCGCUGGACCCUCUCUCUCCCUCCCGCUCUCUCUCUCUCUCUCUCUAUCACACACACACACGCACACACUUAUACACACAGACUUUGAUCCCUGUCCGGUCCUUUUAACUUCCACCGCCCUGUAGUAUUAACCUCUCCUCCCUUUCACACCCCGGCUCCAUCGCUCUCCUUCUCUUUUCACACACUGCCUCCCUUCAGCUUGAUCUGCUUCCCUUCUUCUCUCCUCUCUACCCCCUCCCCUCCUCUCUCUCUCUCUCUCUCUCUCUCUCUCUCACUCUCUCCCCUGUUAUGGCUUGUCAGUCUGUCUGCUCCGGGGGAUAUUUUUUAACCCUUACACCUUAGCCUUGCUGUUCCCUGAGCUGUUCUCUCAACAUGUCGAGUUGAAUGUAAUUAAAAUCCUUUGGGUUGGAGGAGCGAUUUAACCCCUCCAACCUCCCCCUCUCCCUCGCUGGUUUUCUGUCUCACCUAAUUUUUUUUUCCUCCUUGUCUUUCAGCCUCUGACGUGGAUGAUGAGCCAGAGCCCACAGAACCAGACUACACGCUUAGACCAGGCCUCAAAAUCGAUGAUAUUGGUGAGUCACACGUGCGCACACACGCCUUCUUUCAAAGUAAAGGUGGAGACGAUCUACGAGGCCCUUCUGGACACAUAAAACAGACAUGAGCUCAUCUCCAUCAAUCAGGUCACAUUAGUCUCAAAUCAUGUGAUUCACAGUCAUGCUGCUGUAAUGAAGUAAAGGUAGUUCAGCUGUUUUUUCUUAUUUUAAAAGAGGCACUUAACCCUAUCCUGAAUUUAAAUCAGCUUUUACAGUUUGUUUAAAUUCCAUUAUGUUGUGUUUUUAAACUUUUCAAUUAGAUUUUAGAUUAUUUAAACACCUUCAAGUCUAUAUUACUGAUGUAAAGUAAUACCUGAGGAUGUCACUUCCACCUGCAGUGAACUGUCACCCGUUUAGCAAGCGCUGUAGGUAUCGUCUUCAAUUUAGUUAUCCACAGGUCUGAGGCGACUGACCCUUUCAAAGAGAUGUUCUGCUGGCUGAUAUCAGUCUGAUCAGCAGCAGCAGCAGCAGCACCAGAAUCCUCAGCUCAUAGGUGGACGCUGAAACUCAAAGGACUUUGGUGAUAUCUGAUUCUGGGAGUUUUGAAAAGUAAAUUGUACGAUCACUUGGGAUUUUCCCCGAGGGACAAAAUAACACACAAUCAGAAGAAACUUAUGUGUUAAUUUUGGACCAGUGAGCCCCAUUUUCAGCAAAUCACAUCAGCUGAAUAAAACCAAGUGCUACUCCGUAUUGAGCUUUUAUUUAAGAAUAAUUCUGUGGCCUCUUUCUAGCGUGUCGCUCCCCACUCUCUUCCUCUUUUUUCUGCUCUAACCCCUUUCAUUACCGUUUUUGUAAAUAAAGGCCAAAAAAAGCCUAAAAAUAAACAGUCAGUCAGCGCAUGCUUUACACCCAUAUUCAUGGCAGAGCAAUCAAAAACCCAGAGGGAACUUAACUUACAGAAUAUCAAUGACAAAAAUUACAGAUGAAUCUAUUGGGAAAAAGAAAGAACAAUAUUUAAAAGUCUUUUAGGAAAUGGAAAUUCUCAUCUUUUCUUUAGUUAUCAUUUAGUUUUUGGAUUUUUUAAGAGACAAUUCUUUUCAGCUUCUCACUUGUAAUUAUGACUUGAGUAAUUUUUUCUGAAUAAUUUUUGUCAGGAUUUGUUCAGUCCUCUAAUCAGAUAGGAGGAUGGCCAACGUGUAUCCAAUAAGGAAGAAUUGAGAACAUAUUGGUGAUAAAUCAACGGAAUAAUUUUUCUUCGUGUCUCAAAACUUUUUUAAUUUGUCUUACUCCAAGCGUACACAGGCUGCAACAGACGAGACACAGGCCGAGUUGUUCUACCUGUACUCAGUGAAAAUAACACACUUUUUUUUUCAUCUAAUUUCUUCAACGAUUGCUGUGAAAACAUCUAAUAAUUCACUGCAGAUUUCUGGCUCUUAAUUGGUCAGGAUAUAUCCUUACCAAUUAAAGGGACCUUUACAGAUGUGACAGUUUAAGAUGAACCUUCGCAGCACCAGCUGGCUGAGCACACCGCUGAUCCUGCUGAACAAGUACAUACAUGCAUAUUCAGUUAACACUUACAGUCUCCACCCAGAUGUUCAACCGUACAAAAAAAACAGAGUUUAAUGGCCAGCACCAAAAAAAAAAAGAUAAUUUCUAAGAGGAGAAGCUUAUCCUGGUUUCCUGUAUUAUGCCCUUUUUCUGGGCCUAUCAGGAUUACAUAACAAGGAGAAUCAUGGGACUCGUGAAUCAUACUAAAUCUGUCGGCUCUGGAACUGUCUGAAAUUUGGCUGUGAUUUCAGGGACAGGCUGAGCAGUAUAUUAAUAAGAAAAAUACUUAAAAUAAUCUCUCAGACGGUUAUGUGGCUGUUUUCUUAACGUUAUGGCAACAUUCACACAAAGACAAUAUGCUCAGCUAGCAUGACCUAGCUAGCUGCUACAUGUUACACAAACAGCCGUAGAGACUGAUCAUCUUCCUGUCUGUUUUUUACACUCUUCUCCAAGGUAGCGUGUAAAGCGCUGUAUGGUGCUGUGCUGUUGUUAAUCUCCUUGUGUGUGCGCCUGCAUGUGUGCACUUGUGUAAUAAAUCAGUCUGUUCUCAUAACUGUCAUAAGAAAACUCAUCACCGACCCAAGCGAACGGCUGCAGGUCAUAUGAGUCGGUUGAGGCACCUCUCCCUCACUUCUUUUUUCUUUCAGCCAUCUCUCUUUCAUCUUAUUUCUCUCUCCCUCUUCCUUCAUCUCCUUUUCUUCAUGCUCCUCUCAUUCUCCCGCUCUUUAAUUCUCCAUCCAACAUUUUCCUCCCAGAGCACAGGCAGGAACGCAGCAGAGAGGAAAGCCACAAGAACUCAGUUUAUUCACCUUUUGAUGUGUGAAAUUGAGUUUUUCCCUGGUUUAAUUUUUUUUUCCCCCCAAGACGAUAUUAAUCUAAGGAUUACGGUAUGCAUUUGUGCUAUCACAGCAGUGUAAGCUAUAGAUCUGAAUCAAGAAAUAGUUUAAUUCCAGUAUAAUCUUGUUUAUUUUACCUGAGGUGAGGCACAGGUUAGAGUCUGUUAACUUUUACUUACAUAUUUGUUUCUCCAGCCUUGAGCAACGCUUCAUCAUCCUCAUUAAGUUUCCCACACUGUGAACUUUUCUUUCUUUUUUUCCUUAUAAUUUUAAUAGAAAGCAAAAACUGCUCAUUAUUUAACAAAUAUAUUUCUGGCUUUGAUUCAGUGUCAGGUUGUAAUUUCCUCGGAUGAAUAGAUGUUUUGGAAGAGCCAAGACUGAUAAGGAACUACAUGAAAAUAUUGUUAAUAUUUAGCAAAUGGCUGACAAUAUAAAAGAGCACAAAUUAGCUAAGCUCCUGUGGGUCAGCUUCACCUGUAGUGCUCUGUUGCCAAUUAAAUUAAUAGGAAAACCCGAGUGGAGCAAAAAGGAAGUUAGGAAAUCAGCAGGGAGCUGUGAAAUGAACUGAAAACAAAGAAGCUGCACAGUUUCCUAUUCCCUUCCCUCGUUUUCUUGCCUCCUAACUGCCAAUUAGACUCAUCACAUCAUAGUUUUAAUUCCUGUUAUUCAAAGUUCACAACAGCUCAUUCACACAAACACACAAAUCUGCCUGAUUACCGUGUAUGAAAACGCUUAAAUGAUCCGAAUGUUGCAGAGUCAUGUUGGAAACCUCCCUGCGUCCCUCUUUCCUUCACUGCUCACAGUUUAUUUCCUGUACGCUGCCCCUUUCAAUCAGUGUCCACAGCUUAACAGUGGUUCCCUCCUGAAUGCGGCCUCAAGUAUUAGAUUUCAUUUAGAUCUCAUUUACAACACAGAUGGAACAGGGCGAGCAGCUCCCCAUGCAGCCAUGUGAUUACUGAUGGCUUUCAGUGGGAGGAUACUCAUUUAGCCGCCCUGUUGGCUCAGGUUUCUGCAUCUGAUGAUCGGGUCAGGCCAUUAGUGGAGAAAAUCAGGAGCCUUUUCUUUAAUGGGGUUUAUUGUAGUAAUUACCAUGUCUUUAAGGGACACUGUGUUUUGGGUACUUCAGGUCAGGUGGAGCAGUUGCAAGACACUCAACUCUUUCAGUGACAUUUGUAAAAACAGCUGUGUUUUAUGUCGUGAAGUUUUUGAGUUUCAAAAUGAUAAAAAAGAUAUUCAUAUUUUGGAUUCAAAGCUUUCAAACGUUGUGCAAAUCUAUGUUGUGUGACUCCUGUUUUGAAACCCUAUAUUGAAAACACUGGUGCACAUCCAAGCAUCUUGUUCUACUUCAGAGACCGUCGUCAAAAAAAAGAAGACAAGAAGAAGAAGCUAAUUAACGCCAGGUGUGCACGCUGAUUGCCCAGGUGCAUCAAUUAAAUUAAUGAUGUCACAGCUCUAAAGUACUGCACAUAACAACACACAACAACACAAUGUUGUCUGUAGAUGUUCCUGAUAGAGAUGUAAAAAAUACUUUAUAUAUUGACUCUACAAAACAGUAUAAAAAUGUGUCAAUAUGUGACUUGGAAAUAAAAUUUGAACACAGUAUCAAUUAAAUAUCAAAUUCUUCUUUUUAUUUGCAUACUGUCAUACGCAAGUGGGUCUCAUUUAAUUCAACCUGCAGCCUCUGAUAGUGGAAAAAAAGGAUGAUGAGGCAGUUCUUUAAGUGUCCACUUGAGGCUUCAAAAGCCAAGGAAGUCCCAUUAAUGCCCACGCCUAAAUGCCCGUCUUUAGAGCAGGAAUAAAUGUCUUUACAGUCUGGUACAAAAAGUCUAGAUAGCUCAUUUAUUGACUCUUACACACUGUACAUUUUUGUGUAACAAGUUUGAAGAUAUGAAGGUUAAGAGUUUCGCACAAUAAGGCAGAAUUUGAGGCAUAGCUGGCUUGAAUGGCUAAAAGCCCUCUUUUCCUUCUGCUAGAUUGAUUGAAAGUAAGGUUGAGUCAGCUUUUCCAAUAAAGCGACCACCAUUGUUGGGCUUCAAAAUGAAAAGAAAACUGAUUCAACCUGAUUAAAUCUAGGUUGAAAAUGAAUGAAUCAAUGAAUUGGUAAACAGUGUAGGGCUGCAUGGUGGUGAGGUGGAGUUUGAGUGAUUUGACUUUGACUGUCAUGAUAGACUGACAACCAGUCUAAGGUGUACUUGACCACUCGCCCAGUGACAGCUAGUCUUGGUUCCAGCUCCUAGCAACCCCUAAUAGAAGUGGUAAAGAAUUUUCUGAUCCUGCCUAUUUACUAACGUAGAUAUUCUGAUAUUUCUGGCCCCCUAUGUAACCGUAGACCCACAGAAUCAUCCUAAAUUUUCUCUUCAUACUCUGACUCUAGAAUCAACUAUACUUUUAUUUAGCUCUGACAGAAACACAGUUUCAUUUAAUAUGAACUGACAGACACCCACAAAUAAUCGCUCACCCACUCAAGCACACAUAACCCCCCCACACACACACACACACCACACACACACACACCACAUACAUACACUCUAAUAAACAUGAUCAGUAGAUAUCUUCUUGUGCUUGUCAACAUGACAUUCCAUUUCAGAGACACCUCAAGGUGUCUGAGCUUUCUAAUUAUCGAGGAGAAACUGCCUGCUUUUCUGCUCCAAAUGUGGCAGGCACCAACACCCACAGAGACACAACACACAGUAAUACACACAGUUUUCUAAUGUUAGUUGGUGCUCGGCUCAGGAACAUGUCAGAAGGUCAUGAUGUACGUCACACGCCUCCCGCACAAACAUCAUGCCGAGAGUGUGAGCCAAUAAUUAUGUUUGUGACAGGCAGUGAAAGACAGUGAGCAUGUGUGCGAGGCGAUUAGUCGAGCCACACUUUAGAACCGGUUUUGCAAGGAUGCUCCACGGUCUGCUGUUUGUGUCUCCAAAGCCACGUUCCUAUGUCAGUAAUCGCCGGAGUAUCAGCACCCUGACCUUUCAGCUGCAUGCUCAGUUACAGAGCGGUCAAAGCAUUUAACCUGAGCUCCACUGCUGCAUGGACCUCAUUAGACUGGCCGACAGUGCAUACCAGAGGAGGCCAUCUCUAAAACCAGGUGUCAGCCAGUCAUUACUCUGCUGUCUGACCCACAGAGCAGCUGGAAAUAUUCCGGCGUCGAGUGGAAAAACUGAAAAUGUCUGCCCAUGCCAUCAGGCCAUGAACACAAUAGUUCCUCAUCAGCAUCAUUUGUGUAGAGACAGCAAAUAAUGCUGUCUGUCUGCUCUUCAGCCUCAUUAAUCGAGUGACUACAGCGGGCGUGUCUGGCCGCAUGUCUGUCUCAUGAAUGCAGGCAUGCAGCGAACUGUCUGGUGGAUUGUGAUCUUGAACAUCGACUAGACAUCAACACUCAGUGUGCAGCCCUCAGCAAAAGGAAGCCAUCUAUUUUUGGAACAGCACCAGGUGUACAUGAAGCCAAGUUUACAGUAUGCAGUGUGUCUGCGAGUUAAAGUAUGUUAUGGUGCGGCUGGGAAUGUGUCACUUUAUUAGAACAAUAAGAGCUCUGUGAUAACAGCUGCAGCAAACUGCAAUGGCUCUGUUGUCUCUGCACCAGACUUGCCAUGUUGUAGUGGGAGUAAUGCUUUGUGUUGUAUGAUGCCUUUGUUCAGAGUCUGUUCCAUUUAAAACAUUAGUCACGAGUAAGUAUUAAAAUGUUCUGUCCAAGUCUGAGAACAACAACAACGCAGGAACAACUCUAUAUUUAAAUGUUUUGUUCUGCAUCACUUGUAUUAAAUAUUGCUGAUUAAAAUUUCUUAGUCAAUCAAGUUGGCACCUUGUGCUGUCAAGUCUCUUAUUUCAAAAGACCACUUAUUCAAAUAUACAGAAAUAUGCAAGAGACAGAGGUGCAAGUAUACAGUAAAGUUUGGAAAAGCAAAAAAAGAAAAAAGUGUUUGAUCACACAUGAGCGUAUUCAAAAGACUUUUAAUGCAUCCAGCUUAUAACAAUGUUCAUAAAAUGCUAUAAGCAUAGACUGUAUGGACAACUUGGUUCUGCCUUCCGCCUGUAUAUGGAUUUGAUGCCAAAAAGCUCUCAGUAUUUCCACGAUUUUUCUCCACUUCCUGAAACCAACAUUGUGCAGUAGCGUUAUACGCACUCCACCACUUGUGCAGUAGUUUCGUACACAUUUGGCAGGAGAGUUGCCAAGAGUCGCCGUGCUGAUGCUCGGCUCAAACAGUGUAUCCCACAGGUGAGCUACACAAUCUUCGUACGCUCAUAGGCUGUAUCAGGUGUCAAUCAUAGAAAACAUGAACUCCCUAAUAACUUAUAAAAACUGAGCUGUACAGAAAAAAAGAGGACUUGAGCACAAACCAGUCUUACAAUAGCUUCAUUGUUGUCUAUAUCGCAACCAGGGGGGUGAAAAAUUUAUAUUCUGUGUAAUAAAUUUCUAAAGUUUGUCCACAGCUCCUUAAGGAUGGCGGAAGAGGCGUGAUUUAUGACCUAUACUGCAGCCUGUCACCAGAGGGUGCUGUUCUCAGGGUGGCUUCACCCUGUGAGGAGGCAGACGACGUCUAUUCCAUAUACAGUCUAUGGCUAAAAGUAGUGAGCAUUGUGCCUCAUAAAGAUGCAGUUUAUAAUUCAUUAUACCUUCAUGCAAAAGACAAAAUAGCGUCUUUUAAAUUUUGGGUUUAAUAACUCAUUAAAACCCUCACUACUUAAGUGGGUUAUAAAGGAUCAUAAAAAACUCCCUUGUUAAGAAAAAAAGAUAAAAAUUCUAUGAUUCUCAAUUUAGAAAACGUCUUAUUCAUACUCACAUAAUACACAUAAAUUUGAUUUUGAGUGUUUUAAGUAAAGCGACAACACUGCAUGAGGUUCUUAACAGUUUAAUGUUUCUGUAACACACUUAAGAGACUUUAUAAGCAGUAUUUUUGUGUCUGUAAGUGACACGUCAGACAAAAAUACUUAACAACUAAACACUUUAACAAUUUUACCUCAUAAUACCUCAUGAACAUUUCUAUAAGCUGUUUUUAAUGCUCAUCAUCACUCAGGGUUGUUUAAAAGCUUUAUAGAUGCAUUUAUAAGGCUUUACACAUGUGUUCAUAAUGCAUUAUAAGAAGUGGGUUACCAAAUGUUUUAGUUGGCUGUGUUGACCUUACAAAAUGCAUAUGAAAAAACUCAGAAUCUGUUUUUGCUCAUUACUGUUUGUUUCAAAUGACACAAUAUCCCGCCUGCAGGACUAUAGAGGUUGUGUGGUUACACUAAAUACCAGCAAAGCUAACCUUAUCUUGCUGCACACAGCGAUGCUGAUAUCCUACACCACUACUCUUCCUCCUGUGCAAUAUUGCUCGGACAAAUAUCUUGCAGUGAAACAACACUGCUGGUACUGUAAUGAAGGGAUGUACAGACAUUAAUGUUUUCUAACUCUCCAUGCUUCUUUUUCUCUGUGUCUACUUUUUUCAGAUGAGUAUAACCCUUUCGUUCCCAAGCUGGAGAAGAGCGUCAGCGGAAGCAGCCCGUCCAGGGAUCGCCUUCUCCUCACAGUGACGAUGCUCCUUCUGGCGGCUCUCUUCAUCUCCUAGCAACGGCCAUCCCAUCGGCAUUACCAUGCCAACUAGCCUUGGGAGGGUGUGCAGUAUCAGCGGGUGGGAGAGUGAAGGGAGAGCUUGGGAGAGAGGGGUUCUGGAGGAGAGCUACAGAUACCACAAAUGGAGUGGAAGUCAAGAGGAGCGAGAAAUGAGAGUUUCUAGGCAUCACAGUGUGACUGUGAGCGUGUGAGAGAGAGAGAGACUGUGUGUGUGUUCGUGUGUGUGUGUGUGUGUGUGUGUGUGUGUCAAAGGCUGUGAGUUUGGUAAGGUUAAGAGACCUCCAGGCACUGGGUGACACAAGAUGAACUUUUGUUCAACUGCAGUCAGCCCGUACACACAGAUGCAGGUGUGGUAGUCUGUGUGAGAGUGUGUCUGUGUCUGUGUGUGUUUGUGUGUCUGAACAGGCCACAGGCUGAGCAUGUUGAAUCAUGCUCACCUCACAAAGCAUUUCUAAAACAGGAGAGGCGGGGCUGAUACCCUUAUUAAAAGAAGAUAAGCAUCAAAUCAACCCACCGUUUGAAAACCAUUUGAGGACUUUCUCCUGGAUAUGAUUGGCUGAAACACUUCUUAGGGCUAGUUGCCAUAGUUCCUAUUUGCAACAAGACAUAAACUGAACUCAAAUGAACUGACGCAAAUAGAUUUCAGCAGAACUGAACUUUAAAAUGCCUUUUUUGUUGUCAAUGUUGUCGAUCUUGAUCCUGGGAACUUGUCCUGGUCCACGGAGGAGAAAAAAAAAAGGUACCAGCUCAAGAUCUGCACUGGUCCUGUGUAGGAGACUAGUCAAAGUAGCUUAUAGUUCAAAAACACAACCUGGAACUCCAGUGCAGGUGUUUUAGUUGCCAUCUUGUUUUCAACAUCACUUCUCUAAUGAAGGACACUAGGCUAGGUGGGGUUUGGGGGGGAGAAUACAGAGCAUUUAAACCAUGAUACAUUCACUUUAAUAAAAAUUGUAUUGGGGGAAGAAAGAGGAGGAGUUUGUUGUAGAUGUGCCAUUGACAGACUCUGUAAGGGUUUAUUGAUGUGAUAAGUUGCUGUGUUUCUUUUUUGUCCUGGACCGGGUUGGUCCUCAAUCAUCUCCUUGGUUAACGGAGCACACAAACAGCUACGAAGCAGCCAUGGAUACCCGCGGCUUUGCUGUCCUCCUCUUAAAGGACUGCAAGCUGUUUGAAGAAAAAGAGGAAGGAGGGAGGACAGUCACCCGCACAAAGCAUCUACAUUAUAUCCGGGACAAAAGCAAGCUCAAAUCUCAUUUAUCAGAUGCCACAUGUUAACAUUUUCAGUUUCUGUACAAAUGUGUGCUUGCAGGACAAAACAUAAGUCUGAGUGAGUCAUGUGUAUGAGUGUUUAAGAGAGACAGAGACUAUUUUAAAUGGUACUAACAGCCUGAUAUACAUCCACAUACUGUACAUCUUCUAAGUAUAAAAAUGCAAAAUAAAAAAAAAAUCAAAACACAACUAAAGCAACAAAGUAAUACAUACAAACCAAGUGCUUUGGUGGGGAGGUAUGGCAGUCCAAAACUCGAACAACUGUACCAGUGGUUGCAUCAGAAUAGCGUUUCCAUAGCAACUAGCACCUUAUUCACCAUGGUUACCCCACCCUGCCAGUUAUGGACUGUAGUCAGGCAUGGCUUACUGUAGUAACCAAUAACAAUGAUGAAGGGUAUAGUGGUCAUAUAGAUGAGGAGGAUAGUGAUAGACUGCAAACCAGGUCACGCUGCCGAUCACCCACCGGCAUGAGAGAUGUUCAAGUACUCAUGUAAAUGUCAGUAACGGACAAAGACUGGAUUUACAAUGUGUUGAAAUUUGCCAAGGUGGAAUGUGAUGUAAGCAUUUUUACAAACUUGAAGCUCAGUUUCCUUUUUUUUUAUCAUUGUUGCGUUGAGUUUACCAUGGUGUAUUUUUGGUCAGCUUAAGGGGAAAUACGGGGUUAAAAGUUAGAAAACUGGGCGGGUUAAGCCAUAUGUAAACUUGGGUUUCAGUGUGUUCAUCUCAAAAAAGGGAGAAUGAUCAACUUCAAGGUUUGGUUACCUUAUAGAGUAUGUUAACCUUUGUUCAACACUGACACACAUUCAUAUAUCUGUGGUUCCCUUAUUUUUGGCUUUGCAACUCCUUUGAGAGUCAUUCAACCAGCUAUUCAUAAAAAAUGAAUGAACUCAAUCUUCGGUUUAGUGCUGAUUAGAUUAAGAAAAGUUGCAUAUGUCUUAAAAAAACAAUUCAAUCAGGAUCACUUUGUCAAAAUUCUGCUUGAUCGUGCAAAGUUAAAUCUACCGGUAUAGUUCUGUUCUGGGUCCCUGCCCUUCCACGCGCUUGUGCAGAAGCCAGAGGCAGGAAGAGCCCUACCUGCCCUUCUUAAGCCAUCAUGAAAAGGCGAUAGCAGGGAGCACACGCAAGGUUCUGUUCAGGGCCCCCCGAACAGAACCUCACGUAAGAGGCCAGCAGCAGGAACAACGGGGGGUAGAGCAGUGAUGAACAGAACUUCCCCGGAACAGGAGCACUUCAAGGGUAGUGGAGCAGUUUAGCCGGCACAAGGGUGGAGCUGGGUUGCUGGUUGGCUGUCGAAGCAGAGGAAGAGGCUGAGUUAGGGCCGUUUUAAAUAGGGCGCUCUAAAGGCAUAGGACCAAUAGGAGCUAGGAGGAAAUAGCUGGGCCAUCAGCUGGUUAAGGUGGCUACUUGCCAUUGGCUGCGGAUCAGCGCUUGACGUUGUGACCUGCCAGAACUAACGCUAUGCUUUAUUUAGUCAUUUUUGAUUUGACUUUAUUCUGAACUUUCUUAAUUUAAACACAUCAUUCAGUCUUUGAGCUUAAAGAGAAGAAACGUUCAUGCAGAGAUGGUCUUGCUUAAGAUUUAUGCGGUUUUAUUCUGGGUUAAUUUGAUCAAGUGUUUCUGGAACUUAACUUAAAGUAGAAUUAUGUCCCACGCUGAAGUACCAAUUUAAAGUAAAAGUUUGUGGAUUUUCUCUUUCUGUCUAAGUUAGGUCAGAUGAGGUCUCGGCCUAAAAUUGUUGCUGAUGUUUUUCUUUUCUUAAAAGUCCAGGAUGAAAUUGGAGCAGCUGAAAAUCUGAUAUCCUUCUUGCCAUUAGUACCAUCAACAGCUCUCCGCUUACCACUUUCUGCUAGUGUAGCACAUUUUGUUUAGCUUUCUAUCAUUUUGGUAGAUUCCAUUUACCAUCAGCAGUGAUUGAACAAUCAAAUAAAUUGUGUCAAAACUGGGGCAGCAGUUUUUUAGUUUUAACUCCCUAGUUUCCUCUUCUGUUCUCUUUUCUGUUUCUAAAUUAAGGCAUUAAAAGGCAGAUUAAAAAAUUGGCAGAACUUCUUCAACUCUCUGGUUUGGUCAGCUAUUUACUAUUUCAAGAAUAAGAGGAAAAGUUGAAGCUGAUUUUGCAUUAGAGUAGACGUAUUGUAUCACACAUGGGUUGGGAACCACAAAUAUAUAAUUUUGUUGUGUUUUUGUUUCAAAAGGUGUGUGUCAGUGAAAGUAUUUCCUCAACAAAACUUGAAAUAGAGAGAGUCGCAUUUAUGGAAUCCAACAAGGAUUUUUAUUGUUCAGCAGCACCGUGCAUUAGUGCAUUAUGACAGCAGGUGGAAGAACCCAGGCGUAUAUAUGGCUCUCAGUGGGAGGGCAGGGUCAGAGGGGUUGAAGAGCUGUGCAAGAGGGAAAAUCACUCUUCAAGAAGUUGCACUUAUGAAUUUAGACACGAGAGCAAGAGAGAGAGAGAGUGUGUGUGUGUGUGAUAAAGUUUGUAUGUGUGAGAGAGAGAGAGAGAGAGAGGGAGGAUGACUCAGAGCUCAUAUCUGUUAAUCACUUCAUGUCUGCGUACAGGAGUUUUAGCAUGAGAUGCUGUCUGUCUCUGUGUGCUGGUGUCAGUGUGUUAAUGUGUGAGUGAGCAGCUCUUACGGUGUGAGUGUGUGUGUGUGUGUGUGUGUGUGUGUGUGUGUGUGUGUGUGUGUCUGCGAGAGAGCGUGAAUGAGUGUUGUCUGGCAAAACAAAAAAAGCAUUUAUUAGUGUUGGAAACAACGAUUACAAUCAUGUUUACCUUCGACUGGAAUGACUUUAAAUGAACUUGAAAAUAAACUGUAAACUGAACAAACCAUAACAGAGGUUAUAACAAUGAUCAUGAUAACAAAAUAAUAAGCUUACAAAUCUUACUUUUAACAA
Xyrichtys novacula (pearly razorfish) is the source of this 73632-nucleotide messenger RNA. Lineage: Eukaryota; Metazoa; Chordata; Actinopteri; Labriformes; Labridae. The record is from the annotation of a GenBank genome assembly.